Pelobates cultripes (western spadefoot toad) is the source of this 47980-nucleotide messenger RNA. Lineage: Eukaryota; Metazoa; Chordata; Amphibia; Anura; Pelobatidae. The record is from the annotation of a GenBank genome assembly.
AUGGAGGCGCUGCAAGGUAACUAGGGUAACAGUAACUUUGUAUCAUUUCAUGGAAUGUCUGGGGGAUCUCUGAAUCCGCCCCUUUCUGUGGAGAAUGGUUUCAGAUAUUCGUUUGGCUGGAGAUAUAGUGCACUCCCCAUUUAUAGCAUAAUAUAAUUAUUAUUUUAUUAUUUAUAUAGCGCCAUCAGAUUCUGUAGCGCUGUACAAUAUUUUAAAUAUUUAACAUGUUUUACAGUAUCGAACCUUGCAUCAUAAUUCCUUAUUAUUGAAAAUAGCUGAUCAAUGUUUAUAUAUAAUAUGGUUUACACGGUCAUUUUUGCAUAAGGUUUAUACUUUAAAUUCAGUUGUGAAUUAUCUUCAGUCCUGUUAGGUAGAAAAAAAACUGGAUGCUGUUUACUAAACACGGAGUUGUAGUGGCUUGAGAGAAAUUUGGAGAUUGUUUGUUUGCCUAAAUAUUGCACUUGUAUAAGACAAGUAAAACACAAAACACCUGGUAAGCAGGUAUUACAAGCAGCCAGUUCAAUGCAAGUAUAGGUGCACAGUCAUUGUAUACCUGUAGUGCAUUCUUUGCAGUACAGUCUUCCAGUGUAACGAUAAUAAGCAUCUAGACUAGGAAUAUACUUCACAAACCUAUUGUAAGGUGGGCUUGUGGUUUUUGUAACGAUAAUAAGCAUCUAGACUAGGAAUAUACUUCACAAACCUAUUGUAAGGUGGGCUUGUGGUUUUGGAAGAAUGGCACACUUUCCACGAAAGAUCAGCUGGUCUUUUAUGUUGGGGAGUGUAUGGAACAACUGCAUUCAUUUUGUUUGUUUAACCAGCAAGGAAAAAUGUGUAAUUUUAGACAGAGAGGAAAAAGAAAAUGCUAUUUUGGGAAGCAUUUUAAGAUGUUUCUGCUACUUUUUAAAAACUGUUUAUUGCAAAACUUUAAUAAGAAACUCUUUCGUUGUGUUGGGAUGUAUUUUUUUUUUUUUCUCCUUACAAUUCCCUUGGAAUAUUUCAAGAUUAUUCUAAAUAUUAAAGAGAUAAUUGUUAGGACUUCAAAGUGAAUUUUAAAUUUAAGGCAAAAAUAGUCAAACUGGAAAUAUUCUCCAUCUGCUUUGCUUCCAGUUCUAUUACUUUGACUUGAAGUUCAAAAUUCAUUUUAAUUCAGUAUUGGUAUGCCUGUACUAGAUCUAACUCCAGUAUAUAUGGAAUACCACAAAUUAGUGCACACAAGCUAAGGAAGCUAGUCCGUAAAAGCAGAAUUCACCUCUAAAAUGAAACUACGUACAGUUGAAAGGUUACUCCAGCUUUAUUUUAAACGUCCACAAUAGUGCUAUAAAUCCAUUAGUGGGUAUAUCUCUCUAAGAUCAGGAGUAUCUAAAAUAGGCAACCUUCCGCACUCCAGAUGUUUUGGACUACACCUCCCAUGAUGCUUUGUCAGCAUUAUGGGGGAUGUAGUCCACAACAUUUGGAGUGCCAAAGGGUGCCUAUCCCUGAUCUAAAAGGUAGAUCCCUACAGUUUCCAUGAUGCUUUGCUAUUCUAAAGGCAUGAAAACCGUCAAGAGAGUUGUAGUUCUUUUGGGCACCCUGCUCUAGGUUCACCCUAAUAAUGGGUAGGAAGGUGAGCAGGGCUUUGAGAAAUGGUAAAGAGUGGUUAGGAGGGAACACAUUUUUAAUUCAGGCAAAUAUUAGUACUUCUACUAGCAGAUGCUAGUAGCACAGCUGCAAGUGAUGAAGGUGAUUACCUUGUCAGCAAGCAGUGUAUGCUGAUGACAUAGGUCGUUUAUGCACAGAACUAACAGUUAAGUCAUGUGUGCUUCUAAAAGCAGUCGUGGUCUUGAAGGUUGGAGUAACCCUGUCAACUCAACAGACGGGCAGAACCUGGCAAGCUUUGCUAUAUUGUUUUAUGUUGUGCAGUGCCACGCCCAAUUAAUAUCUCACAGCAAUCUGAUUCUAAGUAAGUCCCUGAAUUGUUUUCAAUUAAGUCAUUUAAGGUUCAGUGCUUGGCAAUUUAGUUUUCCUGUAAGUCAGUGGUGGGGAACCUUGGCCCUCCAGAUGUUUUGGACUACAUCUCCCUUGAUGCUUUGCUAGCAUUAUGACACUAAGAGCAUUAUGGGAGAUGUAGUCCAAAACAUCUGGAUGGCCAAAGGUUCCCCACCCCUGUUGUAAGUGGAGCUGCCCUGUGUCUACUUCUUUAUCUAAAUGGGGUUAUUCCCUUAACUCAGAAUUGCCAUCAAUUGAGACUUGAAAUCAAACAAUUGUUUAUUUGGAAUAAGUCUGUUUAGCUAUUUUAACUUUUUUUUUACAAGUUUUUUUAAACUCCUGGCAAUUCAGCUUGUCAACUGAACAUUUGGCAAAACACUUAAAGGACCACUAUAGGCACCCAGAAUACUUCAACUCAAUGAAGUGGUCUGGGUGCCAGGUCCCUCUAGUUUUAACCCUGCAGCUGUAAACAUAUUUACACUGAGGGUUAAUACAGCCUCUAGUGCCUGUCUCCCUGACAACUACCUGAGGCCGCUUCCGCGAUUCUCACUGUGAAAAUCACAGUUAGAAGAUGCUGAAGCCCAUAAAAAGCAUUGAGUAAUUCUUUCCUAUGGGCGGUAUGAAUACGUAUUGGGCGCUGACAUUGGCAGGAGGAGGAGAGUUCCCCAGCGCUGAAGAAGCCCGGCGCUGGAGAAAGGUAAGUGGUUGAAGGGGUUUUAACCCUUUCAUCCUAGCGGUAGGGGGACCCUGGGGGUGGGGGGACUUAAUGACCCUAUAGUGCCAGAAAAACAAGUUUGUUUUCCUUGCACUAUAGUGCUCCUUUAACUCUUAUGUUGAAUAUGUAUAUUAUAUUUUAUUAUAUUAAGUGGACAUGACUAGAACAACCCUGUUUCUCCAUUUUUAGGGGACGCAUAAAGGAGCAGUCUAAUACAAUCAGAUAAGUACUUUUAUAUGUAGUUCCUUAAUAGUUAGGUUUCUGGCCCCUCAUGGAAAGGGACACUAUAGUCACCAGAACAACUACAGCUUAAUAUGGUUGUUCUGGUGGUUAUAGCGAGUCCCUGCAGUUUUUUUUGUUUUUUUUUUAAUGUAAAUACUGCCUGUUCAGAGAGAAUCUUUUUAUCCUUAUAAUUUUUUUUUUUAUUCUUUCCCUGAGGUCUAGUGGGCUUCACUGAUCUUCAUUUCUUUCCUGCACUGCUCCCAAGAGCGCCCUUUAGUGAUGCUGGGGAUGGAGUGACGUCAUAUCCCAGCUUCCAGCAUCACCACAGUGUGUGCAAAGGAGCAGUGCAGGAACAGCACGAAGAUGAGACCUCUCUCGCUGCUCGCCUCCAUUGCCCCUGGACACGGAACAUUUCAGCAGAGUAUCCAAUUGAUAUUCCUUAUAUUUUAACCACCAUAUUUUUUUCUCCUUUUCAUGUUGACUGUCAUAACUUAAUUCCAGUGAUCCUAAAGAACCUUUUGUUAAUUGUAUUUCUACACUAGGGGACAGAGCAAAUUGAACACCCCCAACAAGAAGAGUGUGCUUUCCUGACACACUCUAAAUUGCUGUUAUGUUCGUUUUACCCCUGUUAAGCUAUUUAUGACACACAAAGCAGGUUUAAACUACAAAUCCUGUGAUUUAUUUAAAAAUGUAUGCAAAUAUACGUGGUCAGUCAUUAAUGGCCUGGUACCGAAUUCAUGUUUUGGUUUGUGUUUUUUAUUUUUGAAGAAAAAUAAUCUAGGAAUACAAACUUGCAUUCUUAACACUAUAGUGUCCCACAGCCUUAUAUGUAAAGAGUUUAAAACCCUUUUUACAAGCGUUAAUUCAAGCGCUGAAGCUCUGUUGUCAUGGACCUGGUCCAACCUAAUAUUAAAAAAAUAUAUAUAGUGAAACCCCAAAUCCUUUUUAGUUUAUCAGGAGCUAGCAUGUUAGUUAUGUCCCCUCUUGAAAGUUUAGGUUGUUGCUUAAGGACACUUAUAUUGUAGUGUGUCAGCCAAAUCGGUAGACAGGAGUAGAGUUGAGAGGACCCCUGGAUGUUCGGGUUCGGCCAAACUUUGAAAAAAAAAAAAGUCUGGGUUCGGGAUCGAACUUGACCCUGAACCCCAUUGAAGUCAAUGGGGACCCGAACUUUUGGGCACAAAAAUGGCUCUAAAAAGUCCUGGAAAGGGCUAGAGGGCUGCAAAAGAAAGUAAAAUGGGAGUAAGAGUAGGACAAGUGCCCUGCAAACAAAUGUGGAUAGGGAAAUCACUUAAAAUAACAUAAAAAUGUAAAAUACAGCUGAGCCAUAAAAUAGCACUAGAUGGAAUCUUUGAUUUUUAGCUUUGGAAGAACAUAAAUGUAAAGCAUGGCUGUCAGGAGGAUCACCAGAAUUAUCCAUUUGGGAGAGGGUUGGAGUGCAGGGUAUUCUCUUUCAUUGUUCAAACUGAGCUGAACUCCUGAUGCAUGGAGAAAAGGCCUUCACAAGCCUCUGCUAUUGUGUAAAUAGUUUAUACUAAGUGACCCAUAAGUUGAGGAGGCGGUGGCGGUGUAGAUGGAGGAGGAGGUAGCCAACACCCUUUUUUUUUUUUUUUUUUUGUCUGGGUCCCGGUCACCGGACUGCGAAACUGCGAAUGGCUCGUUAAAUCUGUUAUGGUUCCUUUUAUCACUCCAUCUGUUACUUGGAUAACUGUGGGAAUUCUAAAGAUACAUGCCGACGAGCGCUAGGGGACGGCCGCUUCACUUUUGCACCCUGCUCCCUCUUAUGCUGUGCUAGUGCCUCUGUGCGACCAGCGCCUCUUCCUCCAAACUGCACACGUCACUCAGACAUUGAUUCCAUGUGGGGUCUAGGACCUCAUCAUCCUCCACAUCAUCUUCCACCCACUCCUCAACCCUUCCCGGUCUGCACGCUGCAGAAAGCCACAGCAGUUGGCAUCUGUGUUUUUUCAGCAUGUAAACUCUGCAAAGGACAUAUGGGAAUUGUUUUAGAAUUGUAUCCAGGCAACAGUUUUCCCUAUAAACUGACCUCUCAGUUUGACUUGUGAGGGUAUUGCCCCCCGAAUUACAAUAUUGUUAUAUUGGUAUUUGACGGUUCUAUUUGACUCUCAGAUAUGAAGUGCACCGCAGGCCGAAAAUGUACUAUUUAGCAGCCAAAAAAUUUGAAUGUUUAAAACUAUGUCACAGCACUAUUUGACACUUCUAUUUGACUCUCAGAUAUGAAGUGCAGGGCCCAAAUUUUACUAUUUAGCAGAUUAGCACCCAGAAAAUAAGAAUGUUUACAAUUGCGCUGUAACCACACUAUUUGACUCUCAAAUAUGAAGAUCACGCCCCAAAUUUACUGUUUAGCACCAAAACAAUUAUAAUUUUUACAACUGCGCUGUAACCGCAGUAUUUGACACUUCUAUUUGACUCUCAGAUACAACCACAGUAUUUGACGCUUCUAUUUAAUUGACUUUUUAAAACUCUGAUGUCACAGCACUAUUUGACGGUUCUAUUUGACUCUCAGAUAUGAAGUGCACCCCACUAAUGUACUAGUUUGCAGAAUUCUUUCCUAAUCUGUCCCUGAAAGCGGCAGCAUCCUCUCCCUACACUUAUAAGAGCUCAUGUGACGUGGCCAAUCACAGCCAUGCCAUUAGUAGGCAUGGCUGUGAUGACUUCUAAGGGCACACGAGUCAAACGCUUUUUGAUUGGCUGCCCUGCAGCCUUUCAAAACGCUCCAUUAAAUCGCUGAACACCGAACUCCAACCUGAACAUACAGUGAUGUCCGGGGUCCAAAAAAAGUCAUGUUCGGUACGAACCCGAACUUUACAGUCCGGGUUCGCUCAACUCUAGACGAGUUUUGGCUGUUAAAUAUUAUAGUACUAAUAUACAAUGAUCCAAUAGUACAUAAUGUCUUUUUCAUUCAGUUAGACCAUUAUACAGGUCUUAAACUAGCCACAGCUGAUGAUCUGAGGACCUAGAGGAAAAAAUAAAAUGGGUCCAUAGUGCUCUCUGUUUGAAUAUGUAUUAUAAUGGAAGACUGUUUAAAAAUACUUUCAAAAUUAUUUUCAGGGAAUACAGUUUUACAGGUGCUGUGAAUGUGUGGUGCAUUAAAGCUUCCCCAUAGGAAAGCAUUGGAUCAGUGCUUUCCUAUGGGUAAUUUAAAGAUCUUAAACAUCCUCAUGCAAAGUGUGACAAUGUCCAACAUUGUUUCACAGAGAAAAACCCAGGAAGCAGAACGCAAAGGUGGACUUGAAACUGCAAUGUUUUAUAUUUCAGGGUUAAAGGAACACUAAAGUCACCUAAAUUACUUUAGCUAAAUAAAGCAGUUUAGUGUAUAGAUCAUUCCCCUGCAAUUUCACUGCUCAAUUCACUGUCAUUUAGGUGUUAACCCCUUAAGGACGGAGCCAAAUGUACCCGUUGUGAACAAAACAAAAUGUAAACAAAACCGCUACAUGUCUGUCCAGCCGUAAUACACCCACCCUUAUUAUAUAUCAUUUUAUUCAGGGGAAACAGGGCUUUCAUUUAGUAUCAAAUAUUUAGCUAUGAAACAUAAUUUAAUAUGAAAAAAAUGGGAGAACAUAAGAUUUUUUUAAAAUUUUUUUUUGUUCUACAUGACAUUUUAACUGUCAAUGUCAUAAUACGGUUUGCUUUUACUGCAAUAAAAUACACAUAUUUGUAUUCAACAAAGUCUCACGUGUAAAACAGUACCCCCUAUGUACAGGUUUUAUGGCGUUUUGGGAAGUUACAGGGUCAAAUAUAGCACGUUACAUUUGAAAUUGAAAUUCGCCAGAUUGGUUACGUUGCCUUUGGGACUUUAUAGUAGCCCAGGAAAGAAAUUUACACCCAUAAUGGCAUAUCAUUUGCAAUAGUAGACAACCCAAGGUAUUGCAAAUGGGGUAUGUCCAGUCUUUUUUAGUAGCCAUUUGGUCACAAACACUGGCCAAAGUUAGUGUUAGUAUUUGUGUGUGAAAAAUGCAAAAAAAUGCCAAUUUGGCCAGUGUUUGUGACUAAGUGGCUACUAAAAAAGACUGGACAUACCCCGUUUGCAAUACCUUGGGUUGUCUAGUAUUGCAAAUGGUAUUCCAUCAUGGGGGUAAUUUUCAUUCUUGGGCUACCAUAGGGUCUUAAAGGCACCGUAACCAAUCUGGCGAAUUUUAAUGUGAAAAAAAUGAAACACAAGCCUUAUAUUUGACGCUGUAACUUUUGAAAACACCAUAAAACCUGUACAUGAGGGGUACUGUUGUACUCAGGAGACUUCGCGGAACAUAAAUAUUUGUGUUUCAAAACAGUAAAAAGUAUCGCAGCAAUAAUAUUGUCCGUGUAAGUGCUGUUUGUGCGUGAAAAAUGCAAAGAAACGUCAUUUUUACUGGCGAUAUCAUCGUUGUAAUACAUUUUACUGUUUUGAAACACUAAUAUUUGUGUUCAGCGAAGUCUCCCGAGUAGAACAGUACCCCCCAUGUACAGGUUUUAUGGUGUCUUGGAAAGUUAUAGGAUUAAAUAAAGUGCUAGCAAAUUAAACUCCCUUUACUCUCGGCAUAGGUUGUCAGGCAGGUCCCGCUAAUUGUAAUUAUUUAAGAUACCUAAUUUAAUUAAUGCCAUGGUAAACUUGCCAGAUGUGUUUUGUAUGCAGUGUGAAUGGGUGUAUUUCUUUGUUACUUUGGUGUUAGAAUGCAAGAGGGUGUUUCUAAACAAAGUUCCUUUUUUUAUAAAGGGGUGUUUUUGCAUGGCGUUUGAUUGGAAGGUUGUGUUUGAUUGUAGUGUUUACAUUUGAAUGCUGGGAUAUAUGCCCAACUACACACUAACAAAGGUGUCUGCAAAUCCUAGGUCGUCAUGACAACUAGGAAUUUUGUCUUGGAGUCUGGGAUUUGUUGGCCUGUUCAACUGAAGAGGCGAGGGAGAAUGCAGUAUGAUGACCAUCUGAGAGCAUAGGAGGUCAGCCAGCUGUGCGUAAUGGAGCCUGGCAGUGAGGAAGGGGGGCGGUAAUCUUCCGACUCUGCUCACAAGCGCGCACUGCAGUGAUGCUUGAUAUGGUAUCACUAAUCAUUGUGCGAAAGGGAGAGCACAGCCUCACGCGACCCCAGAGAAAACUGAUUCCCUCCAGCUCUCCCAAAGGUGGAGAGGCUGGGUGGAUUUAAAUUAAAAUAAUUUAUGAAUUGUUUUUUUUUUUUUUUUUUUCUUGUCUAUCUGUCAGUAAGUGUGCCUGUUUAGGUGACUGGUUCCCCUCUGAUCACAUAGGAAUGGCAUGUGUGUUUUUUUUGUUUGUUUUUUUUACACACCUUUUUUCCUACACCAUGCCAGUCUCACCAUGGCUGUCCUUGUCUCCAUGCAUGAGAUAAUCUUGAUGAUUUCAGUCAAGCCAAAGCUUUCCUAUUGGAAAAUAUUGGGAGGUUAUUGCGCAUGCACUAAUUCGAAUCUCCUCCUAGAGAUGCAUUGAAUAAAUGCAUCUCUAUCGGGAACAUUCAGCACCUCAAUGAGAGCAUGGAGAAGCUGAAUGUAGGUGCUGUACACCAUGCAGCAAUGGACUAGGGAGCCCCUAUAAAAGCCGCCUGAGUGACUGCCACUAGAGGUGUUAUUAAAUAGCAAUGUCAAUCCUGUCUUUUUCUCUGAAAAGGCAGGGUUUACAUUGAAAAGCCUGAAGGGACAGGCUAUAGACCCUUUCUAUAUCUCUCUAUCUCUCUCUAUCCACACGUACACACAUUUACCCAGCUUAAUGUAUUGGUUCUGGGGUCUAUAGAGAAAAGGACAGGAAUAUAUAUGUACACACAUUUACCCACACUGACACACACGUUUACACAAAUAUAUACACAUGCACACACACGUUACUAUUUACAUAUUUUUAGCCGCCCCCUGCUUUCAUACCUUUUGGGCUUCUUUCCUUCCCUUCCUGGGCUAACUGAGGAUGAUGGGAGUCUGAGGCUGUCUAUUGAGCUGUUCCUCCUAUGUGUCCCAGCCUUCGCACGGUCUGUAAGCUGGGAGGAAGUGACUGGAAAUUACUUCCUCCCAGCACUGAUGCCAAAAUUAAAUGGGCCCUGUUGCGCUUUUAAAGGGAUGCAUCACAUGACUGGUCUCCUUAUCAAGUCACCCUGCCUACCCAAUAGGCUUUCAAAGCCUGGGGGCCACAGUGCAGCUGCAUAUGCUGCACAAGCAGUAGUUCCGCCACUGGGUGGCACAUCUAGCACAAUACUGCGGCACCCUGAUGUGCAAUUUUGCAGAGCAGUACUUUAAAGGCAUGGUCUAAAAACCAAAACAAAUUCAGCUUGAUGAAAUGGGUUUUGGUGUAUAAAUCUUGUCCCUGUAGUCCCUUUGCUCAAUUAUCUGCUGUUUCCAUAGCGUACCCGUUAUAGACUGCAGGAGCCUUGUGUAAAUUAUUAAAAUUCAAUUAACAAAGCAGGAAAUGGAAACUUCUAAAGCAAACAUGCUGAGCUGUAUACCUCUAGUUGAAAAUAAAACUUAUUUUUUUCACAGAAGUUGUGUGAUUCCGAGCCAGGGGAUGUGUGAUUAGGUCAGCAAAGUGAAACAAAAGUGGGUUUUUUUGUUUUUUUUUAACAUCUAAGUGGCAGAAAAUUGAGCAGUGAGACUGCAUGUGGAUGUUCUAUACAUAUAAAACCUUUUAUUUAUUUAUUUAUUUAUUUUUUUUUUUUUUUCCUUUCUAGCAUAGUAAUUAUUAUUUUUUUUUAAUUUUUUUUAAAGGGGCAGUCCAAAUAACCAAUGCAUAUUUUGUGAAGUGGCUAUGGUACUAUUAAGUUUAGUCAAACCGUUUUAGAACUUUUGACCAAAACCCUUUCUGUCUGGCCCCAUCCAUAGUCCGACAUAAUCAGCAAAUCAAUGCCAUCAAAAUAUAGUUGGAAUUAAUAUUGACAAUGUAGAAGUGAAUAUUUUUCAGAAAGUGGGGCUAGACUAGUAGUGUCUUGGGAACCUUGGUCUUGAUGAGAUGCUCAUGAACAGUUUGACCAACAACGGUGGGAUGGCACCCAAAACUUUAAUAGCAUCAUAACCACCACAGUAACAUGUUAUAGUUAUGGCACAGAUUAAACUUUACCCAGAACUAGACUGUGCAGUUGAAUUCUUUCUGUCUGAACUCCUACAAGUUUGGAAUCUGCAUGCCCCGCUGCGUAAGGUGAGCCUAAAAGGAGCACAAAUGAAUUGGAUCACAGCUGACCUCAUCCAAAUGUACCAGUUUCGUGAUUCAUUGUGGUCAAAGUUCAAGUGUACUGGCUCUAUGAACGAUCACUGUGCAUAUAGACAAUGGCGAAAUAUAUGCACAAAACAAACAAAAUUGUCCAAAGCCCGAUAUAUCUGUGAAGAUCUUAAAGGACCACUCUAGGCACCCAGACCACUUCAGCUUAAUGAAGUGGUCUGGGUGCCAGGUCCCUCUAGGAUUAACCCCUUUUUUUUUUUUUUUUUUUUUUUAUAAACCUAGCAGUUUUUUGUGAAACUGCUAUGUUUAUAAAUGGGUUAAUCCAGCCUCUAAAGCCUCUGGUGGCUGUCUCAUUGACAGCCGCUAGAGGCGUUUGCGUGCUUCUCACUGUGAAAAUCACAGUGAGAAGACGCCAGCGUCCAUAGGAAAGCAUUGUAAAUGCUUUCCUAUGAGACUGGCUGAAUGCGCGCGCAGCUCCUGCCGCGCAUGCACAUUCAGCCGAAGAGGAGGAUCGGAGGCGGAGAGGAGGAGGAGAUCUCCCCGCCCGGCGCUGAAGAAAAGGUAAGAUUAACCCCUUUCCUCUCCAUCCAGACUGGCGGGAGGGGGACCCUGAGGGUGGGGCCACCCUCAGGGCACUAUAGUGCCAGGAAAAUGAGUAUGUUUUCCUGGCACUAUAGUGGUCCUUUAACAAUAACAUAUCAAACCUUAGAAACUUUUGGAAAGUCAUAAAUAAAUUACAAACUCCCCCAAUCCACUCCCAACCCUCCACUGUCAAAGGGGAUAACCAAACCCUGCAACUUCCCUUAGAUGUAGCAAAUGCCUUUAACAAUUAUUUUGUUGGAUGCUCUACUACCCUGAUUGCUAAGCUAAUAAAUGACAUGCAUCCUGAAACUACAAAUGUGGAUCAUGCCCCACUAAAUUUGCAAAGACCCAAUAUAGACCAUUUCAAUUUUAGACCUGUACCUAUUACUGUCAUUAAGAAACACUUUAAUAAUCUAAAAAUGAAAAACCAGUCUGGACCUGAUCAAAUCCCAGCAAUGCUGUUGAAGCUCAGUGCGCUGGCAAUUGCUAAACCUGUCACAACCCUAAUUAACAAAUUCUUGGUCUCUGGAUUCAUACCCAAACUUUGGAAGAUGCAAGAGUAGUGCCUAUCCAUAAAUGUGGUGACACUACUUUUGGUUUCUAACUAUCGCCCAAUAUCAUUGCUCCCAGUAUUGUCAAAAAUAUUAGAAAAAUGCAUCCAACUAAGACAAAGUAAUCUAUGCAAGCAAGUCCAAUCUAACGCAACUUGAGAAAAGUAGAUCACAAAAAACAAACUCUUCCUAAACACUGACAAAACUGUCACAAUGAUCUUUGGAACAGUACCUAAACUACAAAAUUCCCAUCUAUGCAUCAAAACAAAUUCAAAUAACACACUGAUUGCAGUCCACUCUUUCAAAUACUUGGGUAUGUUGUUACACCCCAAUCUAUCUUUUGGCCUCCACAAAGAAAAACUUGCAUCUAAACUUUAUCCAAAACUAGGUGCCCUGUACAGAAACAAAUCCUGCCUAAGCCCUAUAGUCAAGGAAAAGAUUGUACAGCAAAUGCUGAUGCCAAUCAUUGAUUAUUGGGAUGUAGUAUAUGCACCUGCACCACAAACACUCCUUAAUAAACUUAAUACAUUUGUAUAACUCGUUCUGCCAAUUUGUGCUAGAAUGUAAUUACAGGACCCACCAUUGUGAUAUGCUAAAAUAACUAAACCGGCUGUCGCUGGAAUCCAGACGCACCCUUCAUAUUUCCAGCCUUGUGUUUAAGAGCUUUUCUGGGAAGCUCCCACCCUACCUAAACAGAAUGCUCUCCCCGGCUGUUACCCUCUCCUAUAACCUCCGAUCCAGUGCCAGCACUUUAUUUAGUCUACCUCAGAGCACAACAAUUAUGGAAUGACCUCCCGCACACUUUAAAAAGUUCCCCAAGCCUAAAGUCCUUUAAGAGAUCCCUCUCUACAUACCUCAAAAUAGAAUGCAUCUGUCGUGGUUGAUUUAUAUAUUUCCUAUAUGUUCUAUGUUAAAUUUUGUAUAUAUUGUUUAUUAAUAUUGUUUUUGUAUUUUAUUGUGCCCUAAUGUAUCAAUGCAAUGUUUUGUGGACCCAGGACAUACUUGAAAACGAGAGCAAUCUCAAUGUCUCUUUCCUGGUAAAAUAUUUUAUAAUAGUUAUGGUGUGUAGUCUGCCCCUAGUCUGGGAAAGGGAUGCAUUGCCUUCGUAAUUCUGCUGUGAGAUGUGAGAGUCCAUGAUCUCAGGGAAGAAGGACUAUUUACAUCAGCUCCUUGGCCUGGAGUACCGGGCUUAGUGGGUAUGCUGGGCAGUGACUGCUCUUCAGGGAUAUCAGGAACUUGAGACAUAACUGAAAAUAUAUAAAGCAACUUAAUCAUUAUCCUAUGAUGAAGUGGAUGGUACAGAUGAGUCCCUGCUAAUUGCCAAGCGGCAUGAGAGGCUCUACCUAUGCGUUGGUCCGAGGGGAAAUAUGAGGCCACCGAAACAUUGUGGCGAUAUGUUGGUCUCUCGGUGAUAAACUAAAGCAUAAGAUAGAAUGGGAGUGACAUUGGAGGCCCUCUCUUUGCGACCAUGCAAGGCAUCAAGUUAUGAUUUGGCCCGAGGAGCAUAUACCUCCGAGUAUGAGGAUGUGUGUUGGCCUCGCGGAACCACUAGCCUAUGGAUUAAGACCGGAAAGCAUCUCCUAUUUGGGCAGUCUAAAACCCUGAAAACAAGUACCACUCUAAAACUAGAAAGGUACUGGGUUCUAGUGUCGUACCUGAUAAGUUGAGUCAAGACGAGGUGUAAUGUGGAGUUAUGAAUUAGCCAGUGGCAGUAGAUACGUGCUGCGACCUACAGAUAUGAACAUGAUAUGAGUAUCUGUGCGUAUAGGUUUAGCUGACCAGAUCGUGGGCCCGGAAAUUAAAAGGAACCUACCAGACACUAUGAAGACGAUAGUAAGAUGAAAAGGACGAUGACUGGUUUGUUGUGCUUGAAAAGCAACAGUCUGUGAAUUCAGGUACCUAAGGAAAGUAAAAUGUUACAUGCCUAAUAAGUGUAAACAUAUAGCCUAGCCCAGUGGUAGUCAACCUUUUUCCACUUACCGCCCACUAAUGCAUCUUUCUUGAUGGAAAAAUUUCCUUACCGCCCACCAGUUUUCGCGCAAGCGCGGAAUAUUUUUUAGAAAGGAGGGUGUUUUAAAAAAUACAUAAAUGAACGUACAUUUAUCUUUUUAUUUCUACUUUAUGCAUGUUUAUAAUGUUUUUAACUUUAUAAAGUUUAAUGAGGAAGCAAUAAAGUAAAUUGAGCUUACCUUUACUAGUGAUUAAUGAGAUCCUUGAGGUUGAUGCUGCGAGACUAAAUAUUUGAUAUCUGGUUCGAUUUUCAUAAGGAACAAACGAAGGUCUCCUCUUUCAGUGAUAAUCGGAAGACUUCUUUGUUUGCUCAUAAAAUGAUUUCUCAUCUGUGCGUCAGCUCCCCUCCUCUCCCUCCUCAAUUCCCCUUCCCACCUUUUUCCCCUUUUUUCUAUUUUUUAACCUUCCUUAUAGCAAUGCCCAGUAGGAAGGCUGAGCUAGGUAGCCCACUUACUAUUAUUAGUCAACAACAAUUCUCUCCUUUUCCUUUUCUUUCCUUCUCCUUUUUUACAAGUACUCUACUCCUUCUUUCCUCUAUACUAGAAGUACUCUACUCCUUCUUUCCCCUAUACUAGAAGUACUCUACUCCUUCUUUCUCCUAUUCUACAAGUACUCUGCACCUUCUUUCUUCUAUUCUACAAGUACUCUGCACCUUCUUUCUUCUAUUCUACAAGUACUCUGCUCACAGACAAACACAUACACACACACACUCACAUUGAAACACAUACACACAAAUAUACACAUACUCACACAUGCACUUACAGACACUCACACAUACACACAGACAGACACACACAGACACACACAUACACUUACAGACACACACACACAUACACUUACAGACACACACACACACACACACACACAUACACUUACAGACACACACACACAUACACUUAGAGACAAACACAUAUACACACAAAUUAUUAAUAUUAAAUAUCCACCCAGCCUCCCUACCUGGAGAGCUGGUGUGGAUCUGUCCCUGGGGUCCAGUGGGGCUUCACUUAGGCGGGCGGCUAAUCAGACGCAGCGAGGGAGCUCUAACCUCUCUGCUCUGCUCCCUCGCGGACUGUCUACGGAUGCCGGGAGCCGGAAUAUGACAUCAUAUUCCGGCUCCCGCGGCAUCAGCAAACAUCGCGCGAGGGAGCAGAGCAGAGAGGUUAGAGCUCCCUCGCCGCGACUGAUUAGAACGCUGCCAUGCCGGGGGGUCCAGAAGGUGGCCUGGCAGGAGGGAGCGCUUCCUCCUGCCGGUCACUGAAGACUUGCGCAUGCAGAGCCGCUCGCGCCCGCCCAAAAGGAGAAAUCCUCUUAAAAAGAGGAUUUAGCCUCAGAAAUCCCUACCGCCCACCUGGAAUCCUAAAACGCCCACUAGUGGGCGGUAGGGACCAGGUUGACGACCCAUGGCCUAGCCAUUAGAAUAGAAACUGUUAAUUAAAUUUCCAACCAACUUAAAAGACAAUUAGCAUUUUUUUGAAACAGUCGUCAGAAAUUCAAACGUUGUUAUAUCCGUAUACACGUAAAUAUCCGAAAUUAACCUGUGGGAAAUAAUAUCAGGACAAUAUCAGCUAUAAUAACGAAGUCUUUCAUCACCUGUAAUUUAGCCUAAUUCAUGAACAUAACUUAAAGGGACACUCCAGGCACCCAGACCACUUCUGCCCAUUGGAGUGGUCUGGGUGCCAACUCCCACUACUCUUAACCCUGCAACUGUAAUUAUUGCAGUUUUUUAUAAACUGCAAUAAUUACAUUGCAGGGUUAACUCCACCUCUAGUGACAGUCUACUAGACAGCCACUAGUGGGCACUUCCUGAUUCAUAGCAAAGAUUUUCUUUGCUAUAGCGUCGCUGGACGUCCUCACGUGGUGUGAGGACCUCCAGUGUCGCUCCAUUCUCCAUAGGAAAGCAUUGAAAAUGCUUUCCUAUGGGGAUACCUAAUGCGCGUGUGCAGCAUUGCCGCACCUGCGCAUUAAGUUUCCUCAGCCAGCGGGCGGGAUCAGUCUUGCCCACCGGCUGACGUGAUUACUGGGAGGAGCGACGCCGACCCAAAACCACCCCCGAGGGACAUCGGCCGGGUCUCAGGUAAGUGACAUGUAGGGGUUUUCACCCCUUCAGCUACCUGGGAUGGGAGGGAGAGGGUACCUGCAGUGCCAGGAAAGCGGAUUGUUUUCCUGGCACUGGAGUUUUCCUUUAAUGCCUGCAAUAUCCUUUGUUACCCAUAGGGGCAUAUUCUUAUGAUUAUGCUAAUCGGUUGAACUUAUGCCAGGAUAUUACCGCCGAACAAAUAAAAGCAAUACAUUGUAGAAACUAAUCAUUCGAGAGUUUUUUGUUUUUAUUAACUUGGUCUAUGAAACAACCGAAACCUAUUGCUGGAAUAUAGUGAAACGAAUGGUCGCAUUCGUGUAAUUGCGCUUAUGCUGGUUAUUUUUAACAUGUGUAUGGUAGUUAUUUUUAAAUGAACGGCGUGUAUGUAAUAAGUACGUGUGAUUUAACCGAACGCAAAAUUGUAACGAACAGAACCCCUGCUGUUAGACUUACAGUUUUAGACCUAUUGGCUGUACUGAGAACGGGCUGCUCAGACGCAGGCGGGAGGCUGUGGAGCGAUGGGAUUUUGGAAGCGGUUAGGUAGCGAAGAACCAGGAGACCACGUGGGAACACAGGUACAAGAAAAAUGGUAGACUGAACCGGACGUAAUCCUCUCAGACUCGCCAGACCAUCAAUGGUAAGGUGAGAGAGUUUUGGCAGCCCUUUUAUAGGGAAAUCAAGCCCCUCCCACAACUACAGGCCAAAGUCUUAACACAUAUAUAUUUCACACAAGUAGUUUAAAAAACAAACUGUGAAUGCAUCUCAGUGUUGUAAUUGUGACAGAAUGAGAUACAGAUUGCCAUUAUCCUCCAUGCAAGUCCUAAAGAAAACACUCUGUGUACUGACAUUUAAUAUAAGAUUGCUUUGAAAUUGAUGUCUUUUAAGAAAGUGUGUAGAAUGCUUGUAUGGUUGACAGGAUGUGUAGUUGUGGGCAGAGCUGCACAAAUCGUAGAAUAACCUCUAUACAACGAAGUAGCUUUAGUGCCUAAGCUCUCUUUAAUCUAUUCCCCAAAGGUUAAUACCGUCUAUAAAUGUUAUGUGUCUCUAUUUAAGAGGGACUGUCCCUGUUUUGGGCCCAAAUCCCUCUAUUUUUUUUAAUUUUUUUUUCUGUUUGUGCUGCUUUUCUAUGAUUCCAUAUUAUUAGUUUGUCAGAGGGUAUAAGAAGGCUCCAGAGAAAUUAUACUCACAGCAAUGUGUAUUUAAAUUACAACAAAUGCAUUUAGAGAACAGUCUGUGUAGCGAUACGUUGUUCUUGUUCUAAAUUAUAUUUAGUUGCAUGAAUUGGUAUUGGUAAGUCGCCUAAAAUUUCUUACAGCAGCCAUGCAUCUAGCCCCCCUUCCCCCUCCCCAAAAAAUACAAUCAAACUGUCCCUCUUUAGAUAAGCACCUACUCUGAGUUUAAUAACCUGUCACAUAGAUUAUUGAACAAUUUCAAUUAAUGUAUUGCGUAAUUCACAUUUACCACGCCAUCUCCCUCAAUUUAGUCUUCCCUCUAUUAUUCCACAAGUACUAUCCUGCAUCUUCUGUAAACAGCACCCAUGGCUUCAGACUUCAAGUAUACAAGAGCAGGGCCUUCAAUCCUUCUAUAUCCGUAUGAUCCAAUAAAGUUUAUUUUUCUAGUGCUUCUCUAGAAAGAAAAAUUGUUGAAAUAAGAGGGAACUGCCACUUUGCAGACUUCGUAAUAAUAAUAAUAAUAAUAAUAGAUCUAGACAUGACUAUAAUUGAAACAUUUUCCAUUAAUAAUGUGCAUUGUGUAUCCUUGUUGUGUCUGGACUGACUUGGAUUUUGAUAUACUUUGCUAAAAUCUUUAAUACAAUUUCAAAAGAACAUGGUGAAAGGCUAAACUGAUGACUCGAUCCCUUCUGGUCACGGUUCUCCAACCCUCGAUUGUCACCUGAGCUCAGGGAAGAAUUAUGGAAGCAGAAUAACGAAAGACACAAGAUUGCUUUCCAAAAGUCUUCUGACAAUGUAUUCAAAAUGCUCUGUACUUAUACGAUAUUUGUCACGAACAUUGGUUACAGAAAGUUACACAAGAUACAUAAAAGAGGGAGUAGUUUUUGCUGUUACAUUCAAUAAUCUUUUUUUUUUUUUUUAUUCUUUUUUUGUCAAAUUUAUCACCAUAAUUACAUUAUACAAAAAAGUAUUUCAAAACAUUCAAAUUCAUACACAUAAACACAAAGACAAAAAGGACAAAAAAAACAAAAAACCCACCCCCCCACGAGAGUUCUACAGACUUCCAACUUCUCUAUCUCAUUUCAAAUGAUAUUAAUAUUACAUUUGUAGUAAAAAAAAAUUUCCCAAUUUUCCCAUAGGCUCAAAUUAUCAUUCAGAAGCUUGCAAUGAUCCUUCUCCAUUUUAAGUUGGUAAACCAACGGUAUUGUUAUUAAUUUGAUGUUAAAAGGGGUAUCUCCCUUCCAAUUUCUUGCUAUUAUUAUUUUACAGGCCAUUAAACAAUGAAUAAUUAGGAAUUGAUUUAUUUAAUUUUGGCCAUUGGUAGUGUAAUAGCAUUAUUUCAGGUUUUAGAAAUAUUUUAACAGCGCACAGUGUAUGGAUGAUAAAUUGAGCCCACUGCCAUACAACAAUCACUUGUUUACAUGACCACCACAUGUGGAUAUAAUUUCCUUUUUUCUCUCUACAUUUCCAACACUUUAUAUCCAUAGAUGUAUCAAAUUUAGCUAUUUUCGUUGGCGUCAUAUACCAUUGAUUAGCCAACUUGAAAUGUGUUUCUAUCAAUACAAAGCAGUGGACAUAUUUAUUUAUUUUUUUAUUUAUUUUUUUUUAUUUUUUUUGUAGGGUAGAUAACCAUUCAGUUAAUUCUAUAUUUAUUUUUAAUUCAGUAUUCCAUUUUUUAAUAGCACUGGGAAGGACAGAAUCAUCCAUUGGGUCCAACAUUCUAACACAUCUAGAGAACAGCUGCUUUGUUUUAUUCUGGUAUAAGAUUGAUUUUAAUAUAUCAUACAUCUUACCCUCUUUUACUAACUCAACUUUCUCCAAAUAAUGUUUUUCUCUAAAAUAGGUAUAUACAUCUUUAGCAGAGAUCUUAAACUCCUCUACCAACGUUUUUAUAAGGUUUGAUUUUACCCUCUUUGGUCAGAUCUAUAAGUAUUUAUUCCUUUUUCUUUCCAUAGUUUUAAGGAAAUACUCUCCAUGUUUAGUUCUAUUAUAUCUAAAUUUUGAAAAUCAAAUAUUUUAUUUACCAAAUCAAUUUUUUUCCCUUAUUUUUUGCCAUAUUGGAGUGAUCUGUCCUAAAAUGUAUGAUCUGGAUAGAUUGCAUUUUUUUGUAUUCCAGACUAACUCUAGGGUAUCUCUUAAUUGGCUAGAUUCUAAUUCUGACCACCACUAUACUUCCUCUUUAUUUUGUUUUAUCUGACUAGCCAUGACAUGCGUAAUAAUCCCUGCUUCAUAAUAUUUUCUUAUAUUUGGAUAUCCUAAGCCUCCCUUCUUUAUUCCUCUUGCUAGUACUCCAUUUUUAAUUCUGGGUUUUUUCCCUCGCCAUACAAAAUUAGAAAAGGCCUUGUUGAUCAUUGUCAGCCAUGCAUUCGGGAUUUCUAAUGGGAGCAUUCUAAACAUAUAGAUCCAUUUUGGCAAAACGUAUGAUUUCAGAAUAUUUAUUCUUCCUCCCCAAGAUACUUCUAAUUUUCUCCAUUCUUUCAAAUUCUUAUUAGUUUCUUUUAGGAGAUCCAUAAAGUUUAUUCGCAUAGUGCUUUCUACAUUUCUGCAAAUUUUAAUUCCUAGAUAUAAAAAGUUUUAGCUUUAAUAAAGCCAUAUGUUUCUUGAUAGGAAUCUAUUUCUUGAUUUGACAUAUUGAUAUAUAUAGCAAUUGAUCUUGUUUUAUUUAAUUUGUAAUUUGAUACUGCACUGUAUAUCUCAAUUUCUGACAUUGCAUUUGAUAUUGAUGUUGACGAAUUGCUUAAAAAUAGAAUAGUAUCAUCAGCAUAGAGAGAUAUUUUCAGUUCUUUCUGUUUUGCUAUGAAUCACUUAAUAUUUUCGUUGUUUCUAAUUCUGUUAGCUAGAACCUCUAGUGUUUAAUAUAAACAAUAAAGGGGACAGAGGACAGCCUUGUCUGGUCCCAUUGUUCAAUUUGAACCAGUCUGAGCAUAUGCCAGGGCCAAUUGUUCUCGCCUUUGGAUCUUUAUAUAAAGCUAAAAUUGCAUUAAGCAACCAUCCCUGUAUGCCUAGUUCUUCUAAGCUAAACUUCAUAAAGUCCCAGCUGACCCUGUCAAAGGCUUUUUCAGCGUCUAAAGACAGGAUCAGCAUGGGACUUUCUUUUCGUUGUGAUAUAUGUAGUGCAUCUAUCAAGCGUCUAAUAUUAUUGCUUGACAUUCUGUCUGGAACAAAACCUGUUUGAUCAGGAUGGAUUAGCUGUUUCAUAACUUCUUUUAAUCUGCUAGCUAUAGAAAAUAUCUUAAUAUCUACAUUUAUUAGUGAUAUUGGGCGAUAUCUCUGAACUUUAGUUGGAUCUUUCCCUGGUUUUAAUAUAGGUAGAAUGUUUGCUUUAAGCAUUUCGUCUGGGAAUCUGCCCUUUUUAACUGCAGUACUAAAAGUAUUUUUUAGGUGGCCUAUCAAAUUAAGUUUCAUUGUUUUGUAGAAUUUAUUUCCAAAACCGUCCGGACCUGGCAUUUUAUGAGUUUCUAAUCUAUCUAUUGUUAUAUUGAUCUCUUCUUCCGUGAUCUCUUUAUUUAGCUUAUUUACUUGUGUUUCUGUUAUUUUAUUCAAUUUUGCUGAUUUAAUAUAAUUUUUUAUUAUUUCUGAAGGAGUAGUUACUGAAAGACUAUAUAAGUUGGCAUAAUACUCAUUAAAUGCUUUCCCUAUCUGUUCUGGGAGAAGGGAGAUGGUAUCAUUAGUUAUUAUUUUAUCAACCUUGUAUUGUUGUAUUUCUUUUUUUCAGCAUAUUGGACAUUAUUUUAUCAGCUCUAUUAGAUUUAUGAUAUUUAAUUUUAAGUUUAUGCAUAUUUGUUCUGAUUUUUUCGUAAGUUUUUUCCUGUAUCUCCGAUUUAAUAUUCUCUAUUUUUAACUGAUUGUCCUUGGUUGGGUUUGCAUUGUUUUUCUUAUUUAAAUUAUAUAGUUCAAUGUAAAGAUCUUGUACGUUUGCGCCUUUUUUUUUCUUUCUUUAAUUUAUUGAGCAUUAUACAAUGUCCCCUUAUUACUGCUUUAAAUGAGCACCAUAAAGUAUCAUUCUCCACUUGUCCAUUAUUAUUUUCUUCAAAAUAACAAAUGGUCAUUUUAUCUAUAUAGUCUUUAUAUUCCUUAUUUAAUAAUAAUGAUUCAUCUAACCUCCAGGUUAUAUUCUUACUGCUCUUUAAUCUAUUACUGUUUAGUUCCAGGCACACACUAUCAUGGUCUGACCAUAUUACUGGUUUGAUUUCUAUUUUAAAUGUUAUAUCUAUUAAUUUUAAAUCUCCAAAUAUAAGAUCUAUUCACGAGUACGAAUUAUGGGGCCAGGAGUAAAACGUAAAUUCUUUCACUGCAGGAUUGUUAAGUCUCCAUAUGUCAAAUAGACCUUCUCUUUUCAUCAAGUUAUUAAAAGUCCUUGCGUUUUUUAGAACUUGUUCGUCCCAAAUAGUUUGUUUUUCAGAGAACUUGUCUAAUGGGGGGUCUUGUAUACUAUUAAAGUCCCCUGCAUAUAUCUUUAUUCCUACUCCUACUUUCUCAACCUUAUUUAAUACUUUUCUCAAUAGGCAUAUGGGGUUUUUGUUAGGCAGAUAAACAUUAAUUAGAGUGAAUAAAAUAUACUCACGGUAUAUAGAGCAGACGUACUGCUCGGUGAAUGGCGUAUGGGUGGUAUAAUCCCCACUUUAGGAUUCUUGGUACUCCAAUAUGGACAAAAAGGUAGUAGUGGUCAGGUCUGAAUAAAAUAAACUUGCAAAUAGUAAAAUAAUAAAAUUAUACUAAAAGAAGGUAAUAUAAUACUAAGGUGGAAAGAGGAAUGUGGCAACCAAAUGUAUAAUAGCCAAAUAUUCCUUUAUUAGCACUUAGAUUAUAUAAAAAGUUCCUAUACGCGUUUCGCCACAAUAGGCUUCAUCAAGUAGAAACUUAUAAAAAGAGCCCUUUUUAUAAGUUUCUACUUGAUGAAGCCUAUUGUGGCGAAACGCGUAUAUUGGAGUACCAAGAAUCCUAAGGUGGGGAUUAUACCACCCAUACGCCAUCCACCGAGCAGUACGUCUGCUCUAUAUACUGUGAGUAUAUUUUAUUCUGUUUUUACAUUUUAUCAACUAUACAGUGAGCACUAUAUUUUAUUUUUUUACCUCGAGCUGGACUACUCCACCAAAGUACUCUGCUAAAGAACAAGAGAGGAGCACCGUAUAUCCUUGAGUGGGGAUUAUUCCACUACGUGCCAUUUACACCAGAGCUGGAUUUAAGCUCUGAAUAUUGUGAGUAGUUCUACUAUUCUAUAUACAAUAUUAUUUACCGUUCAUACUAUACCAUUGGAGUUUCCCUUGUCUUCUGUUUUCUUCACAUAUCCAUUUUGAAGCUGCGGAUAUACAUCUGGGACUUCACAUACCAUUUUAUGUAGCACUAGGACUACCUCCUGCAUAUGUGGAUUAUUUAUAUCCGGACUUUCUAGGUAUCGCUGCUUGGACUCUCUGAUACAUAUUUUUAUACAUUCAUUCUACUUGUCUUAGGCGCACCCUUAUUUGUGCUUUUCUCUCCAUUGUAAUUAUAUUGUGCCUCAUUAAAUUUACUGCUUUCCCCUAUUUUGUUAAGUGCCAAAAAAAAAAAAAAAUUUUACAUUUUUUACAGGAUUAUAAUUUUUUAGGUUUCUAAUCCUUGUGAAUAACUAAUGUGCAAUUUGUAUUUCUAAGUGUACCACUUUCUCCUCAAAAAUUUAGUGUAUCAUACAUAAUUUCAUCUCGUUUCCUUGCAUAUUUCUUAUUAGUGAAUUACAUUGCUAACAUAUACGUGAUUUCUUUUAACUUAAAAUUUCUUCUCUAUAUUAAUUUCUCCUUCUUUGAUUACAAUCUAUUCUCUAUGUUUUCAACAUGGUGUUUCAACAUCCUUUGUAUUUUUCUAAAUUUCUUUGGAUCAAUUAAUUUCUCCUUAUGCUUUAAGUCUUCAGUGUCUUUCCUUCAAUAAUCUAAUCUUACAAAAUAUCGCAUAUACAUUGUGGUUAAGCAUCUCCUGAUACAUAGAAACUGUCAUAGCUUGUGACUUCCUUUCAGUUAUGUUUUGCAAGCAGUUCUGAAAAGAUCUUGCUACUACAUUUACAAAUAAUUCAUUUCUACAAUACUAACAGAUUAAAGGACCACUAUAGUGCCAGGAAAACAUACUCGUUUUCCUGGCACUAUAGUGCCCUGAGGGUGCCCCCACCCUCAGGGUCCCCCUCCCGCCCGGCUCUGGAAAGGGGAAAGGGUUAAAAACUUACCUUUUUCCAGCGCUGGGCGGGAGCUCUCUGCCUCCUCUCCUCCUCCUGGGCUGAAUGCGCACGCGCGGCAAGAGCUGCGCGCGCAUUCAGCCGUCGCAUAGGAAAGCAUUUACAAUGCUUUCCUAUGGACGCUUGCGUGCUCUCACUGUGAUUUUCACAGUGAGAAGCACGCAAGCGCCUCUAGUGGCUGUCAAUGAGACAGCCACUAGAGGGAAUAGGGGGAAGGCUUAACCCAUUAAUAAACUGUCCGGAUUACUGUUUGAUCCAGCACAUAGAACUGUACAGCACGGAUGACAAAUAAGUAACGUAUUACCGGUCCUUAGAAUGGCCGGAUUUAACGUACAAAGAAUAGUCAAAAAUACUAGCCGAGAUCAGGGAACACAGAAAGGGACACAGCGAUGAGGAAAGCCAGGAGUCAGGAUACCAGAAUAUAGAGAAGUCAAUAAACAAAGCCAAAGUCAAAAACCAGGUAGAAAACUAUAAACAGGAACGCGCUCUCAGACAACCACAAGGAAACCACGACAGGGCACUGAGCAGGCUUAGAACUGGGCCUAAAUACCCCUCCUUUAGUUCUGAUAGGCUGUAACCGGCCUUUGACCCCAAAGUCAGUUACCAGGUUUCAUUUGCAUAAUUGCUGCUCAGCAUUAACCCUUCUGUGGAUUAGGUUGCUGCUCGGCACAACUUUUCCUGUAUGGACAGUAAAUGUCAUUAACCACAUUUCUCUAAGCGGAUGAAUACAUGACACCAGGUUUCAUUUGCACAAUUACUGCUCAGCAUUAACCCUUCUGUGGAUUAGGUUGCUGCUCGGCACAACUUUUCCUGUGUGGACAGUAAAUGUCAUUAACCACAUUUCUAUAAGCGGAUGAAUAUGUGACAUAAACAUAGCAGUUUCUCUGAAACUGCUAUGUUUAUUAAAAAAUGGGUUAACCCUAGCUGGACCUGGCACCCAGACCACUUCAUUAAGCUGAAGUGGUCUGGGUGCCUAGAGUGGUCCUUUAACUGUUUCAAUUCCUUCACAUGGUGCAUCACAUAAUGAAAACAUUAACGUAUGUUUUAUGAUGGUGAUUUUCAAUAUUAUUUGUGUUUUCUGUUGGUUCAGUAAGCAAAGGAUUAAUGUAAGAUGAAUGAAUGCAUGGACCAUUUUAAAGGAAUUUAAAAAUGACAUAAUGAGACAAAAAAAAGAUACUAAUAGGACAUAAACCAUUUCCUUUCUGCUGCUGUUUUAUUUUUAUUAACCCCGCUGAGGGGGCACUCCCUGAAGUGGAAAAGGGGCAGGGAGUAUGAGGCCUACACCUCUGUCGGAUGCACUAUUUAGCUCUCCCUCAUGAUCCCAGUGCUCACGAAUGACUCAGAGUGCAGCCAUCAGGAUCCCCAGCCUGUGGUCAGAUUUAUGGAGUGCUCAGACUGGAAGGAGCGACUAAAUUGAUCUGUACCUGCCAGAGAUGAAGACUAUUCACUCCCACGCAGAAUCACCAGCGAUCCAGGAGUCCCCGUUGAGGAAAAUAUCCCAAUCUUUUUAAUGUCAAAGAGCCACCUCAAAUUCUCUUGGUCUGUCAUUGCUACAGGGUACUCUUAACCGAAGCAAGAUAUCCUGAGGGUCUGCAAAUAGCAAAUGUCUUGUUAUUGUUUUGUACUCAAACAUAUAAGGGAGUAGGUUUAAGAUAUUAACCGUAUGGUGACAAAAUAUCUUCUUUUCUAGUUUCUGUGUGUGUAUUAAUUACUGACACUAUUUUUAGAACUUUUGUUAUUCAUUUUUUUUUUUUUGUACUAUAAUGUUAGUGCUCCGAAAAUAUUAUAAAUUGUUUUUGAGGGACAUAUGGUAAUUUUCUUUUUAUAUCCUUUGUGUGUAUGUAUAUAAAUAAGUUAACGGGAAAACUCCAAAGUUAGAAAUAAAUGUUUUUUGUUUUUUUUCUUCUCCUGCAUCACCAAGGCAAAUAAAAAUACUGAUCAAACCAGUCAGGUGAUACUUUUAGGCAAUUAGCGUAGUAUGCUUGGCUCACUGGAGCUAACCUCUCAUCAGGAGAAUCUGGAAGAAAGUGCUGGAGCCUCAGGUGCCCAGCAGGAUCCAGGGAAAUUGUCACACCAUUCUAAACCGGGUUGACAAAUUACACAGGGAAGGCGCAAGGGAACCUUAACCACUACAAUGGAAAAGUGAUUAUGUAAACGGUAAAUAUCUAUAUAAACGUAAUCUUUUAUUUGAAGGUUAAAAGACAUUUGAACUACUUAAAAAUAUUUUCUCAUGAAGAUUAAAUCUAAGGCUAUUUCAUAUUUCUAGACAUGCUGUAAGAUUUUUUUUUAAUUUUUUUUUUAUUUUGUCAGCUAGAAUAGUUUUAUUCUACUUUAUAAUUUGUGACUGUGAUUUGUAAAAGAUGAUCCUUUGUACCUAAUAAUGGAAGAAAAAUUAGUCUAUCCCUGUGUUGGUGGAAGGCCAUUACAGCUUAGAUUGCAUCAUUUUCCAUCUGCCUUACUCUGGCUUUCUAACAAGUCUCUCCAGGAGAGCGUUCAGCCUGCAAACCAGCCGCUUCCCCUAAUCCACUACUAAAAACCAUUUUCCCUGCUGCAUUGCUUGGCACAGAAACCUGGAUUUGCUUCAGUCUAUGCCUUGUUGAUUUAUUUUGUUCCUCAUACAGAUCAGCAAUUGAUUUGAAAGCUUUGUAUCCAUAUAUAGUUUAUAUAACAGAAAUUCUUUAUAGGAGUGUGGAUCAAGCAACUGCUUUUUAUGCUUUUUUUUUUUUUUUUAUCCCCCUCCAAUUUAAUAAUAAUAUUCCUUGCACCCUGGCAGUAACAUAAAAAGAAAAUCCUCAGUUGUGUUUAAUUGAUGCAGUCAUUUUUAUUUUAUUUUGAUACACCUUUACUGUUAAGUGUAUUAUAGUAGACCAGGGGUCCUCAAACUCUGGCCCCCCAGAUGUUGCUGAACUACAACUCCCAUGAUUCUCUGGCUAUGUAAUUCAUAGAAUCAUGGGAGUUGUAGUUCAGCAACAUCUGAGGGGCCGGAGUUUGAGGUCCCCUGUACUAGACUAAAAGUAUACAAAGUUACAAGUGUGUGUGUGUGUGUGUGUUUGUGUUUCUGUGUUGAAAAGAUCUUUUAUGUCUCUAGAACAGGCUUGUGUUUACAUUAUAACAUUUUGUGAUUCAUUUGUAUGCAGAUCUUACUAUGUGCUGGUGUCACUACUGAAAUGGACAUUUUGAUUGUGCGCUGAUGUUGCUGUGCUUUUAAAGUCAAAGAGUCUGUUUCUCAAAACAACUGUGAUUUAAAUGGUGCAGUUUUGUUAAUUAUUCAGUAGAAGAUUUGGCUGCCCCUUAUUGGGCCACAUUUGCACCAUGAGAAGAUAACCAUAAGCUUGUUACAUUUUAAUAUAAGCCACAACAAGUUUGAAAACGUGUCCUAGAUACUUGAUUUUUUUUUUGUCACAGGUUACUUGUUCCCUUUUUCCGGUGCUUUGCUCUGCCCUGAAGGCAUGUGUGUGUGAUAGGAUGUGUGUGUGAUAGGAUGUGUGUGUGUGAUAGGAUGUGUGUAUUGGCUACAUAUGUGUACUUGCAGCAGUGUAGGAGGGCUUUGUAUGAGAUAGUAAUUAUGUUAAGAGCUGCAUGUGUGUGAUAGAGGUGUGGAGACUUGUGUAGAUUUGGAGUUGUGGUGUAUGUCUGUGUGUAACUUUUAUUAUUGUAAAAUAUGCUAGUCACUUUGUGUUGCCCACCUUUUGGAUGUGUGAUUGUGUGUGUGUGUGUGUGUGUGUGUGUGUGUGUGUGUAUACACACAUACAUAUACACAUACAUAUACACAUCCAAAAGGUGAGCAAUAAAAAGUGACAUAGGCAUAUUUUACAAUAACACAAUGUCCACAUUAAUAUAUAACCACAGACACCUUUUAUUUAAAUAAUCACAUGAACACAAAUGUGUAAGUCCAAAACACAUACAGAUACAUACAAAUACUUAUGAAAACUCUGGAUACACUUAAACACAGAUACUGUUUUGGUAAAAUACCAGCCAGAUGGUAAUCAUAUUAACAGAGCAGGAGGUAAGAAAUUCUAAAUAAAACAGUUUGCAGUAAGAGAAGUAAAAAUUGUAGACUUUUCAGGAAUCUGGGUGCCUGAUAAGACACCAAAUAAAUCCGCAACUAAAGAUGGAAAAUUAUAUCCUGACAAAUAUCAAUAAAAAAUUAAGACCUAAUCGCUUCUGGGAAGAUUCAAUAAAUUUAAUAAAGUCUGUAUAAUCAAACAAGAGAAUAUUGCCUUUUACCCACCUCUUCCCCUCAUCUCCGAAUUUCCAGGAUCAAGAGAGGUUUUUUUUUUUUUUUUUUUUAUGUCUACUGUGAUAUUUUAUUGUGUAUGUAUGGAUAUUCACAAGAUUUAGACUUUAAAUGUCAUACAUGUUGGCAACUCUUUUUCAAUACAUCUAACCUUAUGAAUACCACAGUAUUUUUAACCAUUUGUAUCAAGAAGAAGAGGAGAAAAGGAAGAAGAGAGAAGCGAGAAGAAAGUUGAAGAGACUAGUUUAUAUAUAAUCUUUAUAUAUAAUACGUUGAUCUAAGAGAAUUGUAUUCGAUAGUAUUAGGAAAAGUGCCUUAUCUCGCUUUUCAGCAUGUGUCUAAAUUAUUGCUUUUGUAUUUCUGUAUCUGUUUUUAAAAUUUGAGAUAAAAAUUUGAAAGAUUUAACAAUUUAAAAAAAAAAAAAAAAAAAACUAUUAGUAAGUCAUCUAAAAUUUCUCAGAAUAUGAGGCAUGGUUUGGACUCCGACCGGUAUGGCUGUUGAGGUCCUGAGCUUCGAACCACUAAGCUCCUAAAAGUGCUCCUAACGUCACAUUACCACAUCUUAUGGGGCAAACUAGGUGCCCAGAGAGCCCGAGGGAUGCAGCCCCAACCUCUUAUAUUGAACCUAUAGAAGACUUCCUCCAAACCUGCUGGAGCCUUCAUCCGAUGCGCAUGACUCCAAAAUGGUGCCCAGGUCACCUUCCUUCAUUGGUCACGUCUGCUAAAUGUGAGCAGGACUCCGUUGGGCUACUAGAUGUCCUCCUUUGUUGUACUACCACUCCUAGAAAACUCUGGGACUCCGGUUGUGACGUUGGGGUGGGGAUUGGCAUGCUGGGCUGAUUUUUCACUUGAUUUUGUUGCCUUUAUGUGGGCCUGUCCUGCAUUAUCACCCAUUGCUGUCACUGAAGUUCAGAUGCACUGAUAGAGGGAAAGCCGUCUUUGCCCCACUGUUGCCUGAGGGUGUAGGAUGUCCACGUGUGGGGGAUACACUGGGCUGCUUUGGGUGGGGGUCUUGGAACACCUGAUACUGAAGCUUUUGCAUAGGCCUUUAUUGAUAUUGGUUCACUCUCAGCUCUACGGUGGGAUGUGUAUUUGUAUAUUCCUGUUUCUAUAUUGUAUUCACUGGUGCCAUGUUUGGUUAGGAGGGUGACUAGGUUGGGAAUUAUACAUUUGCCUUGUGUAUACUGCUGGGGGAGUAUAGCCUUCUUCAACGAAGUACCUUUAUACUCUGAGGACUAAACACUACCCUAAUACCUCUUACAGUAAUCAUUCGAUGGCUCGAAAGGCUGGUGUAGCUAUAUUUCUGGAUGCGAAAUAAUAGUUAAAAGGGCUAGACACCAUGAACGAUCAAUCCUUCAUAAGUUGUCUGCCUUCACUGAAGGCUUGUUGAUUCUGGGCAUCGAUUUUUAAGGUCCCCUUGAAUCCUGCAAUGUAUUUCUCAUCUGGUCAUGGUAGUGUUACCAGAGUCAUCAGUAGUAUUCUGAAAUGAGAGUGAAUGGUGCCCUCACAGGAGCCUUUGAGCUACAUAAGGGUGCCCUUUAUCCACGAUGCUGUUUGCGUUGUCGUUGGAACCCCUAUUUGAGGAUGGGAGGGGUGACCCCAAUAUUAAGGGGUUCACCUGGAACACUACCUAUCACAAGGUUGCUUCUUAUGCAGAUGAUCUCUUGGGUUUUUUUGGGUGGGGGUGGGGUGGUGGGAUUUGUGUUUUUGUUUUUUGUUUUUCUCAGCUGACCAGUACAACUUUGCCUCGUCUAGUGGAAAUGUUUGACACGUAUGGAACCCUUUUCGGCUUUAAACUGAACAUGACUAAAUGCGAUGUGCUUAAUGUCUCAAUACCUACUGCGGAAAACUAACUUCUGCCUAUUCCAGGUUUGAUGGUGAAGUAUCUGGGGAUCAUGAUCAUGAGGGACCCAUCUGUCCAGCAACAUAUAAACUUUGCACCCCUCCUCCAUUGCUUACAGCAGACCUGAAAAAUGGCUGGGACAAAUUGCUGUGGUGUGGAUGAAUCCUAAUAUUUGUUUCACACUUUUCCCUUUUGAUCGCUUUCUUUGUGUCCUUAGUAUCGUCUAGUCCACAAUAUGUCUGGACGGGUGAAAGAUCAAAACUCGGGCACAAAAUACUAUGUUUGCAAAAAAUCAGGGGAGGUCUGGCACUCCCUGAUCUUCAUAAAUGUUACCAUGCAAAACUUUUGCCGAGAAUCCUGGAAUGGCAUAUUCACCUGGCACAAAAAACAAUGGAUUGCAUUGGAAAAAGGUAACCUGGAACCCUACCACAUUACGUCUGUGUGGAAUUCGAAGAGAUGGAUAACGGACAAGCGCAAUUUUACAUCUCCAGCAGUGCAAACUUUGACACUGGGCACCAUAUGGGGGGGGGAGGGGCUACCCAUUUAGCACCUAAUUCAAGCCUAUUGAUUCAGAUACCUAAUAACAUUCAACUAGGGGGUGACUUUCCACCUAGGACCAGGUACUUUCUCGGUAGUAGUGAGUUCCUUCCAAUUAGUAGGAUAUUGUGGAAAGCUGGAUUGGUGUUGCUUACAGAAUUGACCAGCAAGAUAGUGCAAUCUAGUUUGCAAACGUUCAGGUACACACAAUUGCAAAAUUUCACACUCUCCCGAAUAAAGCAGCGCUACACAGUGAACACACGUGGUUUGAAGAUCUUUGUAAAGACAACACUAAUCUGAAUAAGGCCAUGUCCACACUCUAUCAACACUUUUUUUCUUGUGGGGCAAUUGGAGGGUCACAACACCUUUUGUAGGCAAUUACUAAUCAGAUCUUUACAGAUGCUCAAUGGGAGAAGGUCCUUAUACUCAACCACAAGAGCUUAGCCAGUUCCAAAUACCAGGGAUCCUGCUAUAAACCGUCUAAGAUAUUCCCAACAGUAUCUAAUCUUUAUUGGAGUUGUGGUACGGCUGUGGGUAUGGUAAAAUAUAUAUGGUGGGACUGCCGGAAGAUAGUACCUUUCUGGGAAGCGAUCAAGUUUAAAGAGCAAUCAAGUUUAAAAUUGUGGACAUUUUGGAUGACAUAGAUCCUUUGCCAUUGGAAACCAUAUUGCUACAUGUUGGCCUCCAUAGCAGAUAAUAAGAAAUACAUUCUUCGGAAUCUCUUAAAUGCUACCUUUUUCCUAGUGCCUGCCCUAUGGGAACAGGAUGUGGCACCAAUGAUCGAUCAGUUGAUCGCUUCUUACUUGUUUCACACAAUACCCUUUUGAUCGCUUUCUUUACCCUAUUGAUGGACAGGGUAGAGUAAAUUCAGAUUGCAGAAUCUUUGCAUGCAUCUUUGAUGAGGGAAGGAAAUGAGUGACUUUGAGCAAUGGCAGCCAUGGAUGGUGUAGAUGUCCGGGAGGGUCGUGGGUCUGGCUGGGGUAGGUGGGGAGUAGGCUAGCUAUGACAGUAGGUGCAUUCACUAUCUCUAUUCUACCGCGCACUGCUCAUUCUUAUUUAUCCUGAUACUUUUCAUUUACUCUACCAUGCUACAUGAUGCCUUGCUGCGCUGCAUGCUAAUGGUGGCAGCAUGUGACUGACUGGAACGUGCUCUAUUACGACUGUAGACAAGCUUUUUUUUUAUUUUUAUUAAUUUUUUUGCUUUACCUAGAUUUCAUUUACCCUCUCCUUUGGUCCAACACUCAUGAAAGAGUGGGAUCUUGACCCCACUCACCAAGUCAUACGUGCAACCCUGAUAUUUCGCUCUUUGUAACGCAUAGGCGGUGUACUCCAAAUUUUUUUACUUAAUAUUUCCUCAUGAUUCCCAUUGUUGAAAUUGUCUACGCCUACAUUAUUUCUUAUAUCUCAUGUAAAAUGUCUCUGAAAAGACAGUGUUUACUGCAAAAAGCCUGAAUGUAAUGAUUAUACUCGCCAGAACAAAUACAAAAAGCUGUAGUUGUUCUAAUGACUAUAGUGUCCCUUUAAAAUAAAUACAUUUUAAAAAAUUCUGUGACUUGAUGUUGCCAUGGCUUUUUAGUCUACACUUAUUAAGUAUGAUGUGACCGCAUUCACUUUUUAGUACUUCUACUGUUUGCAUCCUAUAUUUCAGUCAAACAACACCAUAGAUCAGGGUAUGGUUCAUUUCCGUUGUUUAAACCACCUAGUUAUCUAGAAAGAAGAUGUUGCCAGUUUUUCCUCCAAUGACUAUUUGUUGUACAGUAUAUAUGCACGCAGCAGAGAGAGAGAGAGAUAUUGUUUUAGCUUUGGAGAACUUUGUAAACAGAAAAUGUAAUAUUUGUAUUUGUUAAACAUUCACUUUUAAAUGGAACUCUAAGGAUUGUAAUCAUUACAGUUCAUUUGGCACUCGUGCACUCACCCAGAGGCAUACAUUCACAGAUACUUACAGGAUCACUAUAGUGUCAGGAAAAACAAAGCGGUUUUCCUGACACUAUAGUGCCUUAAGGGUGCCCCCACCCUCAGGGCUCCCCUCCCGUGGUGCUGAAGGGGUUAAAACCCUUUCAGCAACUUACCUUUAUCCAGCGCCGUGCUGGUAACCCCCUGCCGAUGUCAGCACCUGAGUGGAGCGAAAUGCGCAUGCGCAGCAAGAGACGCGCGUGCAUACAAACAGUCCAUAGGAAAGCAUUUCUCAAUGCUUUCCUAUUGACGUUCUGCACGUCGGAUGCGAAUUUCGCAUCCAGCGUCACAGAUGCGGCUGUCAGGAAGACCGCUUCUAGAGGUUGGAUUAUCCCUGCUAUGUAAACAUCUCUGAAACUAUGUUUACAUGUGAAGGAUUAAAACCUGAAGAACCUGGCACCCAGACCACUUCAUUGAGCUGAAGUGGUCUGGGUGACUAUAGUGUCCCUUUACCUUUUUAUAUGCUUAUAUUCUCAAACACAGAUUCACAAUUACAAAAAUAAAUAACACACACACAGAUACAUGUGAACACACACAUUUACACAAUACAGAUACAUGCUGCCACACAGACAAAUAUUGCCAUACACUUUGUCAUACCCAUAUAAGAAAAUGCAUGCACACACAAUGUUUGCUGCCUUGUCGGUAAUCCGGAUCUGAUACAGGGAUACUUUAAGCACCAGAGCAACUUCUAGCUUAAUUAAGCAGUUUUGAUGCAUAGCAGGGCUUGACAAAUCCCAGACACACACAAAAAACAACAAGCUGACUCUUAGGUUCAAAGCAAAUUUUGUCAAGCCCUGGUGUAUGCAUCAUGCCAUGAAAUCACACUAUUCAUUUAGGCGUUAAAUCAAUUUUGUUUCUGUUUAUGCAGCCCAAGCCAAAUCUCCCCUGGCUGUGUCUGACACCGCAUUAUGAUUUAAAAAAAAAAAAAAAAAAACUUUGAUUUUCAUUCAGAUCUUACAGCACCCGCCGCAUGCUUACUUUGGAUGUUUUUUUUCUCCUACUCUGUAAAUUUAUCUUUAAAUAUUCACAUGAGGCUAUUGCAGAGCAAUAGAUUAGAAAUUCUAAAUAAAACUUGUGGUGCAAUAGGGGUAACUAUAAAAAUAUAUAAAAAAAAAAAAAUGAAAUUCUGAUGCUGACUGUUGAAAUUUCAUUGAAAUUCCAAUGCAAUCCAAAGAUACUAUAAGAGAUGUAUUUUAUGGAAACUUCCUCUAACAACCACAUGUGCGAGAGUACAGCACUGAUGUGGGUCCAUGCAAAUGAAGUUCCAAGAACUGAAGACCAAGAGGAAGAAGAUGGUGGUAGCCAAGAGUGAGAAUUUCAGGUAAGUACCUACUUUCCACUCUGCCUCUUGGCCACCUGACUCCAAUGAGAGAUGUUCCCUUAGCAAACUAUGUAAAGACCCCUGGAAGUGACAGGUCCACUUUGAGCGAAAGUGCUUAGAGUGUAUUUUUAAAGUGUCUUUUUAAGCAUGUUGUAGUUUUGCGCAAAUUUAUGUGUUCGGUUCGCAAAGCAAUAUCACUCAUAUUUUUCCACUUGUCUGGGAGAAAUGUACUCUAGUGUGAUAAAUACACAUAUAUUUAUUACCUGUAUUCAGGGCCCCACAGCAGAAAGUUAAAGAAUAAAGUUAACCUCGCCAUGGCCGCUGCUUUUCACAAGGAAGUGUCCCUUGUAGCUGUCUGACUUGGCUAAACUAAAUAAUGGUUAUGUUGCUACUAUAAUGGUUAUGUUGCUUGGAGUGUUUUUAAGGGACACUGUAGGCACCCAGGCCACUUCAUCCCAUCGAAGUGGUCUGGGUGCCAACUCCCAUCACCCUUAACCCUGCAGUGGUAAUUAUUGUAAUUGUUAUAAACUGCAAUAAUUACCUUACAGGGUUAAGUGGCUAUGCAUGAAGACCUCCAGCAUCGUCUGAAUCCCCAUAGGAAAGCAUUGAAUAAUGCUUUCCUAUGGGGAGAUCCUAAAGCUAGCUCAGCCAUUGCCGCACAUGCGCAUUAGGUCUCUCCUUCCGGCAGACGUCUGUGGUGGAGGAGCGUGGGUGGAGCUGAGCCAGCGCCGAGGGACAUUGGCAUUGGACCCAGGUAAGUGACUGAAGGGGUUAUUAACCCCUUCAGCGCCGCAGGAGUGGGGCCUUGACCGAGGGAAGCUAUAGUGCCAGGAAAACUAGUUUGUUUUUUUGUUUUUCUGGCACUAUAGUUUACUUUAAAAAUUGGCAUACCUUCCAAAUUUGGGAGGUAUGAAAACAAGAUAGAGAUAAUUUUUUUUUUUUUAAAUAAGGAAAACCAAGUCCCAGAAGGAAAAAUAUGGGUCAGUGGAAGUCGGGAUAGAAACUGGUUUAAACCUCUCCAUGAAGACAGCAGCAGUUUCCUCAAAGGUUAAAGGGACGCUAUAGUCACCAGAACAACUACAGCUUAUUGAAUGUGUUCUGGUGAGUAGAAUCAUUACCUUGAGGUCUUUUUCUGUAAACACUGACUUUUUAGAGAAAAUGCAGUGUUUACAUUACAGCCUAGUGAUAACUUCACUGGCCACUGCUCAGAUGGCUGCUAGAGAUCCUUCCUGGGUCAUGGCUGCCUAAAAUGCAUCCAAACAUUCAGUGUCUCCUCCCUCUGCAUGCAGACACUAAACUUUCCUCAUAGAGAUUCAUUGAUUCAAUUCAUCUCUAUAAGGAGAUGAUGAUUGGCCAGGGCUGUGUUUGAAUCAUGCUGGCUCUGCUCCUGAUCUGCGUCUUUGUCAGUCUCAACCGAUCCUAUGGGGAAGCACUGUGAUUGGAUCAGGCCACCACUUCUGAUGAUGUCAGCAGACAGCUUUUUUUUUUUUUUUUUUUUAGGCAAACAGUCUAGGCCUCACACUUGUUUCCAGUCCUCUUCUUUGUUGUAAUCGUUGCUGGGAGUUUGAUCAACUCUGGGCUGGAAGCAUGGUUGGAACCCUUUUCACAGUGAAUUUUCUAUAGCAUUUCUUAGUGUUUGGAUGCCAAGCAUCCAGUACCCAGAUUACCAGAGCAUACAAAACAUAUUCUCUGACAGUACUGUUCCAAGUAUCAGGUGUUCAUUAAUGCUGAAUAUCCCUGGAGACCGCUUGCAGGGUAAUGAAAUAUUUCAUCAAAGCAAUUGAGUUAACACCUUGCGUUCCCAUACAUUUUCACUAAGUGUGCAGGCUUUAUUUAAUUUUCAGGGGAAAAACAUACUUUUACAUUUUAUGUAAAAGAUAUUUUAUUAUCACUACAAAGUAAUAACUAUUCUAAAACAUUAUAUCAUGUUGGUCUCUUUUUUGGGGGGGCACAUUUCAGUAGUUCUUCACAAAGUUGAGGUCCUCUGUAAACACAUAAUAACCUGCUCCUUGAGACACUGAAAGUAACAUAUUGCGGUAACCUACUCGGGUCAGGUAUGAAACAAGGACACUACAAAAGACUCCAGACACAGGUCGUUGAAGAACAAAGGUUCUUUAUUAGUUUGCAGCUGCAAAGUCCCAGGACCUUUAUUAUAAAUAACACGCUGUACUGGGCACUGGUCAGUUUCCAAACAAAGAAUGUAUACUGUAAAUGACGUAUUCUAUACAUAUACACAGAAUACAUAAAUCACACCUAUAUUACUAUGGUUACAUCCAAUUACUAAACUAAAACUUAUCUCUUACACAUGUUAUCUAAUAGUGGGCGCUCCUGACAUUCCACACAUGCGCCCUGGUCCAAGAUAGUUGCACAGUAGUUUUAACCAUGUGAGUACUUAACUUUUCUUAAACAUCCUACUGCUUAUACCACAAUAUUGCACAAAUGAAGGAUAAUUCUGCUAGUAAAUGGAAGGCCAGGGCAAACUAGACACUUUGUAGUAACUUUGCCAAAAUAAGGAACACAUGCUACUAGGUAAUCCUUCUCACUGUCACAUAAGCAAUAAACUCGAAGUCCCCAUUUGGUGGGCUUCUGACGAUUGUAACAUUUCCACUGUACUGUGCCCUUCAAUCCAAUGGUGUUUUCAUUUACUGUUCUAUUAACCCCUUAAGACUGGAGGGCGUACAAUUACGCCCUAUGUUAGGCGGCUCUAAACGCCGCUGGGCGUAAUUGUACGCCCUCCGGUCUCUUCUUACUUACCCGGUCCCACGCUGGCGAUCGCGGUGGGGGGGGACUCCUCCGGUGCCCCCCUGCCAUGUGAGAGUGAGGUCUUUGCGAGGACCCCACAAUCACAUGGCCGGGUAGGCUGCCUCCUGCAUUGCCAGCCUGUAAUGACAGGUGGUCCCCCUGCUGGCUGGAAAUAAAAAUAAAAUUAAUGAAUAAAGUAUAAAAAAAUAAAUAAAUAUAUAUAUAUAUAUAUAUAUAUAUAUAUAUUAGCAUCCAAGUAGAGAGCACUCUGGAGUCUUCGUUUUAUAUCAGUAUUUAUUUUGAUAUAAAACGAAGACUCCAGAGUGCCCUCUACUUGGAUGCUAUAUAUUGGUCAGAGAUUACUUGCACCGGAGCAUGGAAAAGACCGGGAACAUUGAGUGCUGGGACCUGGGAAUAUAUAUAUUCCCAUAUACAUACACACAUGUACACUGUCUAGGUGUAUUUUACUAUUAAUAUAUAUAAUUAUAUAUAAAUAUCAAAUUACAUGUAGACUGAUACUGAUUAAAUAUAUAAAAUUAUUGUUAUAUAAAAAAAUAUUAAAAAAUAUAUAGAUGUGUUAUUUCGUUAUAACUGUAUUGUGAUAUUAAUAUAUAUAUUUAUAACAAAAUACACAUAGAACGAAAUAAUAUAUAUCUACAUACAUAAAUAUAUACGUAUAUAUCACUAUAUAUAUACACCUAUAUAUAAAUAAAAAUAUCUUUAAAAAAUUAUAUAUAUACACAUAUAGAUUCACCUACGUAUAUACAUAUAUUAAUUCUACAUAUAUAUUUAUGUAAUAUUUUUACAUAAUUAGGUAUCUUAAUUAAUUACAAUUAGCGGGACCUGCCUGACAACCCAUGCCAAAAGUAAAGGGAAUUUAAUUUGCUAGCACUAUAUUUAACCAUAAAACCUGUAUAUGGGGUGUACUGUUCUACUCGGGAGACUUCGCUGAACACAAAUAUUAGUGUUUCAAAACAGUAAAAUGUAUUACAACGAUGAUAUCGCCAGUAAAAGUGCAGUUUUUUGCAUUUUUCAUGAACAAACAGCACUUACACGGACGAUAUUAUUGCUGUGAUACUUUUUGCUGUUUUGAAACACAAAUAUUUGUGUUCAGCGAAGUCUCCCGAGUACAACAGUACCCCUCAUGUACAGGUUUUAUGGUGUUUUCAAAAGUUACAGCGUCAAAUAUAAGGCUUGCGUUUAAUUUUUUUCACAUUAAAAUUCGCUAGAUUGGAUACGGUGCAUUUGAGACCCUAUGGUAGCCCAAGAAUGAAAAUUACCCCUAUGAUGGCAUACCAUUUGCAAUAGUAGACAACCCAAGGUAUUGCAAACGGGGUAUGUCCAGUCUUUUUUAGUUGCCACUUAGUCACAAACACUGGCCAAAAUUGGCAUUUUUUUGCAUUUUUCAUACAAACAAAUACUAACGCUAACUUUGGCCAGUGUUUGUGACCAAAUGGCUACUAAAAAAUACUGGACAUACCCCAUUUGCAAUACCUUGGGUUGUCUACUAUUGCAAAUGGUAUGCCAUUAUGGGUGUAAAUUUAAUUCCUGGGCUACUAUAAAGUCUCAAAGGCAACGUAACCAAUCUGGCGAAUUUCAAUUUCAAAUAUAACGUGCUAUAUCUGACCCUGUAACUUCCCAAAACGCCAUAAAACCUGUACAUAUGGGGUACUGUUUUACACGUGAGACUUUGUUGAAUACAAAUAUGUGUAUUUUAUUGCAGUAAAAGCAAACAGUAUUAAGACAUUGACAGUUAAAAUGUCAUGUAGAACUAAAAAAAUAAAAAAAUAAUCAUAUUUUCUCCAAUUUUUUUUCAUAUUAAAUUGUUUCAUAGCUAAAUAUUUGAUGUUAAAUGAAAGCCAUGUUUCCCCUGAAUAAAAUGAUAUAUAAUAAGGGUGGGUGCAUUUAAUAUGAAAGAGGUGAAUUAUGGUUGGACAGACAUGUAGCGCAAAUGCCAGGUUUUGUUUCAUUCACAACGUGUACAUUUGGCUCAGUCCUUAAGGGGUUAACCCCAGAUAUAAAUAGUUUACUGCAAAUUUUGUUUGUCUGCCACAUUUUUUAUUUUACCAUCAUUGGCUGCUGUCGUGGUGGAGGGCACAAAUGGAGCUUCCAGAAAGUUUUUAAGAAUCUAGGGCAUGUGAUUUUGAGCCAAAUAUAGAAAAAAAAUUAUUUCAACUGUCAUUUUGAAUUUAGAGCCAUAUUGAUUAUAACGCCUAAAAAAGCUUUUUAUUUCAAUCAAAUUCACCUCCUUCCAAGUAUUCCUAAUGGAAUAUUGAAGCAGAGGAGUACAUUUUUGUAUUCUCUCUAUCGCAUAUGUUUGUUUCGUGACAAUUUUAUUUAGUAGCUAUUCAGUAAAAAAACUGAAUAAUAAUAAAAAUGACCUUUUUACAUGUACCAUUUAAAAUUUGAAUACCUGGUCUGGGAACUGUAAAAGAGUGUCUUGGAAAAUUAGGACCAUUAUUAAGAAUUAAGAUGCCUUUCCCGAUUUAUUUAUUAGAUUUUUCACUUUUUCAGCAGGUAGGUAUUAAUCCUCAACAUUUUUAUUUUCAUCCACAACAUUUUCAUCACUAAACUUUUAUUUUCUGUGUCAUUUAAAUCUGAAUUACUUUUUUUCCUGGUGUUAUAAUAAUUUUUAGCACUAAAAUCAUAUUCAGAAUUGCUCUGUUAUAAUAUUUUGGCUAAUUCUUAACCCGAAUAAAACUUACAGUACACCAUUUUUAAAAACGUUUUGCAUCCAAAUUGGAGAUUGCAUUGCACAUAUGCACAGCGCUCUGCAAUCUCUCAUUGGAACACAAUGCAACCUGUCCAUGUUUGCCUGUACGCAUUGUGCACAAUUACACCACCUGGCAUGUUUGAUCCAAAGAAAAUCCAACAUUGGACCAAAAGGUAAAAUAUUUUGUCGGCUAUAUUCUGACAUAGGACCGCAAAGGGUUAAAGGAGCACUGUCCUUAUGCCCCUUGCAUCUUCGACAGCUCUCGCUUGCCACUCACCAGUUAUCCGUAUCAAGACCACCAUUUUGUUCUCCUCUGUUCAUGAUGUUUGUAGUUUGCACUUAUGUCAGAUUCUGGGAAAGUGGUCUAGAACUUUGCUUAAACACUGCCCAGUGUCAAAGAUCACAAUCCCCAUAAGAAAAAGCAGUUAAGUUUUUUUAUAUAUAAUAAAAACAGGUGAAUAAAAAACAAAGGAAAAUAGAAGUGGGGGGGGGGGGUGGGUGGGAAUUUCAUUUUAUAACAUGACAGGAGGCUUCAUAUUUGCUUAAGUCUCUCUUUACUAGAACUCCACAGCAGCACAUUAACACAGAGAAAAACAACCAAUCAGAACAAAGUUAGGUACUAUAAAACUCCCCUCCCCAUACAUCAUGUCCUCUUUCUUUGCUGCUUCACAUCAGUACAGGUCAGAGUACCACUGCCUGCUCUUAGUGGGUGGCUUUGGGAUUUUAUUGCUUAUAUACAGUUUCUUAAAUGGUCUUUGUGGGAUUUUGUUUGCCUGUAAGUUUAUGCUUUCACUUAUUUAUUUAUUUUCCCUUUUUGUUUUUUGGGAUUACUGGGGGUGUUUGGGGUCCUUUCUGUCACCUCCUAUGUCCUUGGGUUCCCCCCUGUCCGUUUCCCACUAUAUUUAUCCUCCGUUCAUUUUUUGUCUGCACCCCCUUGUUCUUAUUUCAGCCGGUUUGUGUGCCGCUCUGGGGCUUCAGGAGGCUGACUGUAUCUGCCUCCUCUGACCCCCUUGAGAUCUGGGACCAUGGUGUUCAUCUCCAGCGAUCCUGUGUGUUUUUUUUCUUCCGGUCGCAGGGGUACUCGCGAGCGAGCACGAGUACCCGGCGGCCUGAUCCUUACUCCCUGUGGCCGCUUCCCGCGGCUGCCCCUGUCCGCGGACCAGGUGGGGGAGGGUGCGCCUGCUCACCGCACCUCCCCCAUCGGUACCUUAAUCGGCGAAUGUCCGUUUAAGGGCUUUCUCCCCAUCUGAGUCAGGGAUUUACCCAGACCGCAGCAUGAGCCAUCUGGCAGUCGGCGAGGACCCCUUCACCCUGCGUCAGCGUUCAUCUGUAUAUCCUGGCCACACCGUCCUGCAUAGGUGCUGAGGUGUGAGCAGGACACUGAUUUUAAAUCUCCUUACCCCUAUUUACCACCAGGUGGUGCAGAGAUCAUAACCCAUAUGGAUCAGUACUCAGUUGUAGCUCCCCAUUUUUCCCACACUAGGUUUAACUAGGAGAUAGAUGGUUAGAAUAUAUAUAUAUAUAUAUAUAUAUAUAUAUUUAUUUUACUGUGUUGGAGAGCAGUUUGUAGGCAGUACACCCUGUGCUGCUCUGAGUUUUUUUCCUGCAACUUGGAUAUUCCUGUAUUUGGCUGCAGGCAUUAAGGGACCUGUUACAAGUUAUAGUUCUAUAACCACAUGAUUAUACUGGAAGAAGGUCUUAUAUAUUGGCGUUAUCUCACCCCAAGGUUCUCAUGGUUUUAAUUACAUAUAUAGGGGGGCUCUGUCUCACACAUUGCUCCCUUGGUGCCGCCUACUACAGUGCCCAUUUGAUUGGCCUGCUCUGUCUGUGCCCUAUUGAUGGCCGACACUUGUCUGUGCCUAAGCCCCUUUUGGCCGCAGGCCUGGGGGAAUAUUACCGGGGAUACCGACCUUACCCGCUAUUGACACAGAGAUAGGUGGGUGUCCAGGUGGGCACCGCUGCCAUGCUAACUGAGGUGACACUGGUCUAACAACUAUAGACGCCCCGACCCAGGAAAGCCUACAGGCAAUGACUAUGGAGCGGUGGCCGCCUCUGUUAGAAUAGCGCUGUCACGAGCCAUCCCAUUGGUGCCUCAUAUAGGAGCACAAUGGGGACUCCGCACGCGCAAGUAGAGUCAGUCUCUGACUCACCAGAAGAGACAUGACCUUGAACCUAGUAUUAUUGGAAGGGUGAAGGCCCUGAGCCUGGGCAGCCACAGUUUCACCUGUCCGACUGUUACGGGCAAAUGCAAAUAUUACAAGUUUUAGAAUGAAAUGUUGUAUUUCUUAAACUGUUACCCACGGUUACACGACAGAGGCAGAUUUCUAAAGAGAGUUCCAUUAUGAAAUGCAUACAGGGACCAGUGCUCUGUCGCCAACAUGAGAGCACAGGAAUCCCUUGACCUUUAGUGGCUAAUCCUUUAACUGCAUGUCCCGUAUCCUCUUUUAUAUCUAGGUAGUUAUUUCUACGUCAGACUUAGUUCUUGGCCAUUCCUGUUGAGUUUAUCUGCCCUUAGCUUUCCUGUCCAUUGUAUUACCUUCCCUAUUUUCCCUUAUCUGAACUUUACUUUUAGUUCUGUUGUUUCUUUAUUUCGUGUCUUCUGAUUUUCCUGUCGCUCGGGAAAUCGUGAGGCCUGUCUUGGCCUCCUCCGACUUCCAGGGCUCUUGUGGAUCGCGGAGAACGUCUCCAGCAUUUCCUCAGGCUACCGGCGGCCAUCCUGGAUCCCCAGGCGGCAGUUUGUAGAUUCCAUAUUAUUAUUAUUUUUUUUCUUUUAAACUAUUGCAGUUUCUUGGCCUACUCCCAUUAUUAGACUCAUGGACACGGCCAUAGGCUGAAUUGUUACUACGUCUAUUGUCAGUAUUGUUUAUUCCCAGUUUGAGGCCACCUCUCAUAUGUCUGAUACAGAGAGUGAUUUCAUGGUUAGAGGGGAAUCCCUCUCAGGACACAAGCCCAACUCGGCUAUUAUUAAAGGCUGAGCCCCUCGCAUACAGUCGGUCUGAGACUGAGGUGGACUCUGGUUGAAGUGUUAGAGGGUGCGGCCCACCCAUAACCUCAGCCGAGGCUGUGGCUAUUUCACAUGAUUAGAAGGUGACCCCUCUCAGAUACUGAACCUGACACUAAUUUUACAAUUAGAGGGCACGACCCUCCCAUAACUUGCUGGUUUUGAGUGUGACCCACUCUUGUAAACAGAGCCAGACACUGAUAUAGGCACUGAUUUUAUUAACGGGUACGGCCCUCUCAUACUGUCAGCCUGAUACUAGCAUGGACACCGUUUACGUUAUUCGAGAGUGCGGCUCUCUCAUACACUCAACCUGCUACUGUGCUUCUCUCAUGUGCACAGGCCUAGAUGACUAUUUUACUGUUCCCUCCAUUUUCCGGUGGUGUGACAGUUUCUUGCAGUACUGGAUUUUGCUUCCCUUCUUGGAGGGCGAACCCGUCUCUUGACACUGCCCAACAGGGUUAUUUACCCUGCUACCGUUGACCUUUGUUCAGCUUACAGGCUUUUGCCAGGACAGGACGACUAUGUAUUCGUAGUGGGGCGUCCCGCCUACCAUUUUCAUUAGAGGUGCUACCUGAUCGAACAUGGUACUGCAUGUUUAAACUAACUGUCACUGUUACAUCUCCUAGAAUUGGUCUGCUGGAUCGAUGCCACUGUAUCCCCACUUGGGAUAUACUCACUGAGGUAUUACUGGGGAACAUUCCCCACCUUAUUUACACUUUGUUUGUGCCCCCAUACCUCCCUACUGGAUAUACUUGUGGAGGUUGUACUGCUAAAGGGUGAGCCCCAGUUAUUGCAGAGUGUAGGUUUUGGUAUACUCUGCUUUGUAUCGAACGAGCAACCACACUCUGUUUAUACACACCAUUCCAUACAAACCGCUCAGACCGUUUUUUUCCCCUACCAAGGUAACCAGAGAUGUUGAGACCUUCUUAGAGCAAACAGGCGAUGCCUUACUCGGAUUGCGGGAAUGGGAAAGUCACACACUCGGAUCUGCAGAUACACCUUGGUCACAGGGAAAGACCGGUGUUCCCCGGUCGAUUUGGGGUUCCCUGGUCUUUAACAGUCUUGGGAUAGAUGACAGGAAUACCUCUACUCCUCUGAGAACGUAUCUGGAGAACAUGAUUCAGAUAUGGAGGACCCUCCUUCUAUACAUGAAUCCCCUCACAGGAGCCGUCCCGGUUUUUGAUUUUCACUCAACCACCUCUUCAGAUUCCGACAAGGAUGAAGGCUUGGAUUCCAAGGGGAACCCCAGUUUGUGACGUCUGUGUAGGAUUCGAUGUCAAAGUUGAGACGCAACCUCCCGCUGGAGUAAUGCUCAGUAUUUGUGACGGUUCGGACCUGACUACCCGACGUUCUCAACCCGGACAGACCCUGCUUCGGACGAUGGAAGCUAUGCCCCCUUUUUUUCACUAUAUCUAUUCUCUGGAGUCAGCUGUCAUUAGCGAAGGGACUUUACGUUUACCUACGUAUUAGAGAACACUAGGAGAUCACGGGACUCUAGGCGAAGGGGAGGGGAUACCUAGACUUCAGAUCUCAAAUUCAUAUACCUGGGUCCCUUGGCCCAAGGCCUACUCUUGGAGAUAACAUGCCCCUGACAGUCAGGGAUACAGGGACCUAGAUGCCUCACUCUAUUAUACCCUAUCUUGGGUGUGACAGGCACACCAUAAGUCCCUCUACAGGCUUUUGGCAGGGCUGGACUGGAGCAGGAUCAUACAAGCAGUUAUUCAGGUACUUCCACUCUCUCCCUAAUCAGUCAACAGGCUCAUGGUCGGAAAUCCUGAUCCAGCCCCGCUCAUCAAGACCGGUUCGGGUUUUAUUCAGCCUGUCUUCUCUUCGAACCACCUUUGACUCCUUUGCGGUACACCAUGCAGCUAUGACACGUGACGACUCGUUUAUGCUGGUCACUUUUCCGGACCACUUUUCACUCCUCGACGUGGAUACAUCUGGAUGGAUAUCUCAACCUCUAUUUAAGUUUCCUCAUUUGGUAUUUCCAGGUUUCACACUCUCCCAGAGUAGUUGAUCACCGUUUCGCUACAUAAAUUAGUUUUGGAACCCUGAUUGGACGUCCCUUGGGACUACUUUGCCUACCACAGUCGCAGGUUCCACAUUCCAAUUGGAGUACUGGAAACACUUGGUAUACGAUGAAUUUGGCCCACACUCUUGCUGGCAUAAUAGAUUCAUUUUCAGAGGAGACCACUCGCCAGGUAGGUCAUGAAGGAACGAAAAGACCCUAUUCGGUUCUGUUACGGAAUUGGUGGUGGACUCAGUUACAUUACUUGAGGUUGGAGGUUUGCCUGCACGGCCACAUCACCUGGUGAUCCUGGCUCGUUUGGUGGAGCCAUCUUCCACAUCAAGGGUUGAGACCUGGUGGCAGUUUCUCACGGUUCCAAGACCGCAUAUGAUCUUUGGAAUUUGCACUUGCAGGAAAUGGUCAAUGGAUCGGCUUUGCAGUUCAUGGACUGUCUUCCAGGAAAUAGGUCACAACCCCACGUACAGUGGAUCUAACAACAGAUUGUCUGUUUUCCGUAGUUGAGGGUACAGCGACAGCUGUCAUCUUCUUGAAUCCAUCUGCUGUCACUUCUCGCAUUCGGAAGGUCCAUUUGGGAUUGUUCCGGUUAUCUCCCGGAAUAGGUAUCAGCGAAGCAAACAUCGUUGGAUUUGUUGGCUGAACGUUAAAACCGCAAAUAAGAAGCCUCCUGUCAUGUUAUAAUUUGUAGUUUAUGCUAGCUUUAGUGUACCUAUAAUCUUAAUUUUAUUAAUGGCAAGAGGCGAAUAUUUCCCUCCCAUUCUUAUCGCUCCCUUGUUUAACUUUAAUAGUUUGGGUUCAUCAGGUACAUAUGCAACUCUGCUUCUUGUCUCUGCUACCUGUCACUUGUUUUUAUGUCCGUUUUUCCUAAGUAAGGCUUGGGAUCUCUGCAUAUUAUGGUAUUUCUGGUUAUUACACUAGAUGCCUACAUGUUUUGUUCCGAGUACAUUUCAUUGGCUAACCAAUCUGUUCGAUUCUGUUUUUUCUCGUUUCAGUUUACAGUCCAUCAACGCUAUCUGGUUUGACAGUUUUUCUCGGAUGGUGGAGGUCAUUGUAUCGAUGACUGUUUUUUUUUCUCCAUUAUAUUUUCUGCCUUUUUGUUCUGUUUUGUCGCCGCUUGAAAGAGGAAAUUAUGUAUGGGGAGGGGAGUUUUAUAGUACCUGACUCUUUUUUUCUGAUUGGUUGCUUUUCUCUGUGUUAAUGUGCUGCUGUGGAGUUCCAGUAAAGAGAGACGUAAGCAAAUAUUCGCCUCCUGUCAUUAAUAAAAUUUAAGAUUAUAGGUACACUAAUGCUAGCAUAAUCUACAGUUAUUUAAGUUAAUCAUUGCAAUAAUUACAAUUACAGGGUUAAAUUGACCAAGGCAGUCUACCCAGACCACUUCAAUGAGCUGAAAUGGUCCAGGUGCAUAUAGAGUCUUUUUAAAGUGUCCUUCUUUCUUAAUUUGGAAUGCUGGGGAUGUAUGGGGAACUGCUACAUGUAAAAAGAAACAGUCCAUGGCUUAACAGAUAUUUGUUUACUUUUGUGUUUCCUAAACAGGGCUUUUUGUAAAUCUUGACGUUCCUGAAUACCUAUGUCCAAAAACUGAUGGGUGUUUUGUGCUGCCCUAUGGAUUGCACAGAAAUAGCAGGCAUGCAGGAAUCAUGAUAAAAACUGAGAGAAGGCAAGUGACCUCAGCCAUGUUUUGUUGGUAAAGGAAUCAAAAGAAUGCUACCCUUGUAAAUGUGAAAAAAUGCUAUACACAGCCGAGUGGGAAUAAUAAGACUUCCCCUUUUUGUGUUUCUGAAUAAAAUAAAACUCUAAUCUGUACAUGGUGCAAAUACAGGGACAGUACCUAAGGCACUUGCGCUUGCUUUGUGUGAAAUUAACUUUUUUUUUUUUAUAUUUAUUAUUAUUAUUAUAUAACUUAAAGGGACACUAUAGUCCUCAAAACAACUUUAAGUUAAUGAAGCAGUUUUGGUGUAUAGAUCAUACUCCUGCAGUCACGCCCUAGGCAUACCUCCCUGCCUGUGACUUACACAGCCUUCCUAAACAAUUCCUGUAAAUAGUCAUCUAAUGUUUACACUUCUAUUUAUUGCAAAUUUUGUUUCAUUUAGAAUUUCUUAUCUCCUGUUCUGUUAAUAGCUUGCUAGGUCCUGCAGCAUCCUCCUGUAUGUAAUUUAAUGUUUAAUUUGUAGAGCAAGAGAAAUACUUUAAAGUAAGUUACAUCUGAUUGAAAUUAAACUAUUUUAGUGCAGGCUGUGCCAGACACAGCCAGGGGAUGUGUGGCUUGGGCUGCAUAAACAGAAACAAAACUGAUUUAACCCCUAAAUGGCAGAUAAUUGUCCAGUGGAACUUCAGAGGCAUGAUCUAUACCAUUGGUUACCAAACGUUUUAGGCUCAAUGCUCUCUUAAAUGAACACUAUAGGGUCAGGAACACAAACAUGUAUUCCUGACCUUAUAGUGUUAAAACCACCAUCUGGCACUCCCUUGCCACGCUAAAUAUAGUGAAAUCACCAGUCAUGAGUAUAUAUUUACCUUGAAACUGUAACUUACUUUAAUGAGAUGGUGAAAAUAAAGGACACACUCUUUGAAUUCUAAAGUUUUACAUAUCCAGAGAGGUCUUAAAAUUAGUUAAAUACAACCUCAGAUGAACAACAACACCUGAUAUAUUACACUAUUUUAAGAUUUAUUUAACAAAAAUAAAGCCAAAAUUGAGGAGCCAUGUGUGGAAAAACUAAGUACACCCGUAUGACCUAAUCAAAUGCCCUUGAUCAACUGAUCAACAACAAGUGUGACCACCUCUAAAUGCCAACGUUUUAGCAGUUUUCUGGUCUGCAGCAUUCAGGUAUGUGUUAACACAAAGCCAAGUAGGGAUGACAUUAGCCAUGAUCUUAGAGAAACAAUUGUUGUUGCUCAAACUGGGAAGAAUUAUAGGAAAGCAGUGGGAGGAUAUUGUGCAUGUGCAGCAAAACACUGCACUGCGCCAAUCCGCAUCUCUAUGGGAGCAUGGAGAGACUGAAUGUAGGUGCUGCACAUUGUGCAGAACUGACCCAGGACCAUCUAGUAGCAGUCUGAAUGACUGUCACUAGAGGUGUUAUUAGGCAGCAAUGUAAACACUGCUUUUUCUCUGAAAAGGCAGUGUUUGCAUUGAAAAGCCUGCAGGUAUUGACUAUAGACACCUGAACAACUACUUUAAGCUAUAUUGUCACUUUAAGAAUUGUAUUUUUGUCUUUUAGUUUAAAAUAAAAAUGGCUCCUUACUUUUUUCAGUUGGCUCUUGGAUUCCAAACAAAUUUGUCAAACCUUGGCUUAACCUAAUCAUUUAAGGCCAUUUUUUUUUUUUAUACAGAAUAUAUAAUACAUGCAUUUUCAUUCCUGGAAUAUGUUACAACCCUUUUUAAAGUUCAAAUAUUUACAUAAAUGUCACAUUACAAAUGAAUUUUACUGUUUAAACCCCUUAAGAACCAAACUUCUGGAAUAAAAGGGAAUCAUGACAUGUCACACAUAUCAUGUGUCUUUAAGGGGUUAAAGGGACACUAUAGUCACCAGAACAACUACAGCUUAUUGAAUUUGUUCUGGUGAGUAGAAUCAUUACCUUCAGGCUUUUUGCUGUAAACACGGUCUUUUAAGAGAAAAUGCAGUGUUUUCAUUACAUCCUAGUGAUGACUUAACUGGCCACUCCUCAGAUAGCUGUUUGAGAUCCUUCCUGGGUCAUGGCUGCCUAAAAUGCAUCCAUACAUUUAGUAUCUCCUCCCUCUGCAUGCAGACACUGAACUUUCCUCAUAGAGAUUCAUUGAUUCAAUUCAUCUCUAUGAGGAGAUGCUGAUUGGCCAGGGCUGUGUUCGAAUCAUGCUGGCUCUGCCCCUGAUCUGCCUCUUUGUCAGUCUCCGCCAAUCCUAUGGGGAAGCAUUGUGAUUGGAUCAAGCUACCACUUCUGCUGAUGUCAGCAGACAGUGGGCAGGUCUAAAGGAAACCGGGACGUAGCCAGCAGCUCCAGACUUGAUUACAAGUAAGAUUUCUAGAUGGUGGUUUUAACCCUAUAGGGUCAGGAAUACAUGUUUGUGUUCCUGACCCUAUAGUGCUCCUUUAAGGAAUUUGGACCAUAUGUUGAAAGGCUGCUAGAAGAGAUAAGAAACACAGCUGUAUUGUGAAUGGCUGCUUGGUGAAUUCUAAUGAUCAGAAUAUAUUCAUCUGUGAAUUUUCUGGCCACUGAGUGGAAUAUCACUAAAAUAUUUAAAAUAUUGAUGCUCCACAAUUUUAAUUUUUUUAAUACAAAAAUGAAUUUAAAGAAAACCACUCUAGCUUAAUGAAGCAGUUUUGGAAUCAAGGUCAUGCCCCAUGCAGCCUCACUGCUCUUCCAUUAAGGUGUUACGUCACUUAGUGUAUACAUCCCUAGCCACACCUCCCUGCAUAUGACUUACACAGCUUUACUAAACACUUACUGUAAAUAGUCAUCUAAUGUUUACACUUCCUUUAUUGCAAAUUCUGUUUAAUUUAAAAUUGCUUAUCUCCUGCUCUGUUAAUAGUUUGCGAGACCCUGCAUGUGCCUCCUGUAUGUAAUUAAAGUUCAUUUUACAGAAACGGAGAUUAAAACUUUUAAAGUAAGUUACAUCUGCAGGCUGUGUCAGUCACAACCAGGGGAAAUGUGGCUAGGGCUACAGUAACAAAAGUGAUUUAAACUUCUAAAUGGCAGUUAAUUGUGCAGUGAGACUGCAAGGGCAUGAUUUAUACACACAACCUGCUUCAUUGAGCUAAAGUUGCUUUGGUGACUAUAGUGUCCCUUUAAAUUCUGUGAGAAAUGUAAACCGUUUACAAUUGUAUUGCAAAUUAAUAAAAUUUCAAGUUGGAGCACAAAAAAGGGCAUUUGAAUUGAAACCUCACAAUUCAUGUAGUGUUAGCAUCAGUAGCGCACAAUAUGCAAAUGUAAUUAAUGUCUUAUGGAACAAAUCAUGAUGUAACCUCUACAUUUUUUACUUUUGUUCUUUUAGGGUUUCAUUCAGAUGA